AUGCAAUCAGCAGUACAAUGUCUAAAUGGAACAUAUUCUAAUGAAACAAAGUCAACUGAAUGUAAAACAUGUCCAGCUGGAUUUUCUUGUCCAAAUGUUGAUGAAACUCCAGUGGAAUGUAAGAAUGGAUAUUAUAGUCUGGGAGCGACAACACAAUGUUUAAUAUGUCCUCAUGGACACAGGUAAAGUUACAAAAAUCUUUAAAAUUAAACACAUUAAUGCAUGUUAAAACUGUAAAACGUUAAAUAACUUCUUGUUGAUUUAAUGUUUAUUAAUAUAAUUUCGCCAUUAAAUGAUCUAAAAAUGUCUUGAUUAAAAUUCAAAGUUUAAAAUUAUUUUUGGUCGUUCCACUUGUUAUUUUAAAAAUCAAUUUUAUAAAUUACCAAGCAAAGCAUUUUAAAAUUUCUAAUUACAAAAGUUGAAAAUAAACAUUUAAUUUAAAAUGGUGGACGUUUAGGAGAUCGUUUAAUGCAAAUUUCUGUAAGUUGAGGGGAGCGUUUAUUGGAAUGGGGCAUUUAUUAGAUACUGUAGUAGCCGCCUAUUAGAAUUAUAUUAAUAUACGGUAUACCCAUUUUUGAGAGAGGGAUUACUUUGUAUUAAACAUCCCGAAGACUACAUUCUGCUUCGUACGAAUCCAUUGUUGGAACGUUAAAUUUGGAGCUAGACAAUUGUAUAUUUUUACCCUUUCUGUAAGAAUUACGACAGCCACUCAAUCUGAAGAGUACCCCUAGGUUUUAAAUUUUUAUUCAUUAUUGUAUUUUUUGUUUGUUGAUAGCUGUUUCGAUGGUUCAAAACCUCCCAGUAUUUGCCUAAAAGGAACAUAUUCUACUGCUGGGAAAACAGCAUGUACUAACUGUUCGAAAGGCUUCAAAUGUCCAUCUGAUGGUAUGGAUACUCAGACUGCUUGUGGAAAUGCAACGUAUGCUGAUCAACCAAUGUCUGUUGAAUGUAAAACUUGCCCGGCUGGUUAUGCUUGUCCUAGAUCUGAUCAAGAUCCUGUAGAGUGUAAGAAUGGAACAUACAGUCUGGAGGGAUCGUCUGAAUGUGACAUUUGUUCUGCUGGACACAGGUAAGCUCUAUAAGAUAUAUCUGUACGUAGAUUGUGCCGCGAAAUAUUCGUUUCAAAUUUGGACCUUUCAAGUGUUGCAAAGUCAGCUGUAGUACAUAUACGGACAAACCGAUCUGGUCUUUUGAGGGUGUGUGAGCACUGUGAGAGUGCUGAUGGUGCGUGAAAUGGUUCGAGGGUGUUGAGGUGGAGUGAGGUGAUGUGAGGGUGUGUGAAGUGGUGUGCAGUGUGAGGCUGUUGAGGGUGUGUGAGCACUGUGAGGGUGCUGAUGGUGCGUGAGAUGGUUCGAGGCUGUUGAGGUGGAGUGAGGUGAUGUGAGGGUGUGUGAAGUGGUGUGCAGUGUGAGGCUGUUGAGGGUGUGUGAGGUGAUAUGAGGAUACUGAGGGGGAUGUUUAGGACUUAGGAGGUCGUUUAAUGCAAAUUUCUGUAAGUUGAGGGGAGCGUUUAUUGGAGUGGGGCAUUUAUUAGAUGCUGUAGCAGCCGCCUAUUAGAAUUAUAUUAGUAUACGGUAUACCCAUUUUUGAGAGAGUACAUUCUGCUUCAUACGAAUCCGUUGCUGGAACGUAAAAUUUGGAGCUAGAAAAUUGUAUAUUUUCCCUUUCUGUAAGAAUCAUGACAUCCACUCAAUCUGAAGAGUACCCCUUGGUUUUAAAUUUUUAUUCAUUAUUGUAUUUUUUGUUUGUUGAUAGCUGUUCCGAUAGUUCAAAACCUCCCAAUAUUUGCCUAAAAGGAACAUAUUCUACUGCUGGAACAUAUUCUACUGCUGGAAAAACAGCAUGUACUAACUGUUCAAAAGGCUUCAAAUGUCCAUCUGAUGGUAUGGAUACUCAGACUGCUUGUGGAAAUGCAACGUAUGCUGAUCAACCAAUGUCUGUUGAAUGUAAAACUUGCCCGGCUGGUUAUGCCUGCCCUAGGUCUGAUCAAGAUCCUGUAGAGUGUAAGAAUGGAACAUACAGUCUGGAAGGAUCGUCUGAAUGUGACAUUUGUCCUGCUGGACACAGGUAAAGCUCUAUAAAUAUAUCUGUACGUAGACGUAGAUUGUGCCGCGAAAUAUUCGUUUCAAAUUUGGACCUUUCAAGUGUUGCAAAGUCAGCUGUAGUACAUAUACGGACAAACCGAUCUGGUCUUUUGAGGGUGUGUGAGCACUGUGAGGGUGCUGAUGGUGCGUGAAAUGGUUCGAGGGUGUUGAGGUGGAGUGAGGUGAUGUGAGGGUGUGUGAAGUGGUGUGCAGUGUGAGGCUGUUGAGGGUGUGUGAGCACUGUGAGGGUGCUGAUGGUGCGUGAGAUGGUUCGAGGCUGUUGAGGUGGAGUGAGGUGAUGUGAGGGUGUGUGAAGUGGUGUGCAGUGUGAGGCUGUUGAGGGUGUGUGAGGUGAUAUGAGGAUACUGAGGGGGAUGUUUAGGACUUAGGAGGUCGUUUAAUGCAAAUUUCUGUAAGUUGAGGGGAGCGUUUAUUGGAGUGGGGCAUUUAUUAGAUGCUGUAGCAGCCGCCUAUUAGAAUUAUAUUAGUAUACGGUAUACCCAUUUUUGAGAGAGUACAUUCUGCUUCAUACGAAUCCGUUGCUGGAACGUAAAAUUUGGAGCUAGAAAAUUGUAUAUUUUCCCUUUCUGUAAGAAUCAUGACAUCCACUCAAUCUGAAGAGUACCCCUUGGUUUUAAAUUUUUAUUCAUUAUUGUAUUUUUUGUUUGUUGAUAGCUGUUCCGAUAGUUCAAAACCUCCCAAGUAUUUGCCUAAAAGGAACAUAUUCUACUGCUGGAAAAACAGCAUGUACUAACUGUUCGAAAGGCUUCAAAUGUCCAUCUGAUGGUAUGGAUACUCAGACUGCUUGUGGAAAUGCAACGUAUGCUGAUCAACCAAUGUCUGUUGAAUGUAAAACUUGCCCGGCUGGUUAUGCCUGCCCUAGGUCUGAUCAAGAUCCUGUACAGUGUACUAAUGGAAAAUACAGCCUGGGAGGAUCGUCUGAAUGUGACAUUUGUCUUGCUGGACACAGGUAAGUUCUAUAAAAUAUAUCUACAGUGUAUCAACGUUAGAUUACACAUGUAAAGGCUGCAGUAGUAUUACACGGGCUGAUUCCAGGGUGUUGAGGUGGAGUGAGGUGAUGCGGGCGUGUGUGAGUGUUGUGAAAGUGCUGAAGAUGUGUGAUUCCGUGUGAGGUGGAGUAAAGUGGCGUGUGACGAUGCUGCAGGUGUGUCAGAUUAGUAAGACGUGUGAAGUUGUGAAUUUGGUGGUGUGUGGGUGCUGAGGCGGUGUGUGUGAUGCUGAGGUGGAAUGAGGUGUGUGAAGUGGUGUCAGUAUGUCAGUAAGUUCUAACAAUCAUUAGAAUGCAGUUCAGAGUACAAUUAUUUUCUGCAGUUUGUCCCCGCAAGCACCACCACAUAAGUUCCAUUUGUCCUAUUUGUGUCUAUGUCUUUUAUUUAUAAACUGUCAAACUUUCAGUUAGAAAAAAAUCACGAGGACACCACCACAUUUCACCAUAUAUACUUAAGGGUACAUCGGCCAUACACGUACUGCGAAUUUUCAGAAUUCUCCUUUGAUUUAAAAAUGCAACAAUCUCCUUUCUAUUUAAAAUCCUUGCUUAGCCAAACUUGUAAUCCUCUGGAUUUAAACGAUUCAGCCUAAAUAUUGUUAGUAAAAUAUAUGUAAUUGAAUUCAUUCAAAAUACAGUUCAUACUUUUUAACAGCUGCCUUAAUAAAUCAAUUUCCCCUGUGGCAUGUACUCCAGGAACAUAUUCCAAUACUGGUGAAACUAAAUGUAACAACUGUACUAAAGGAUUUAAAUGUCCACUUAACAAAAUGCAAUCAGCAGUACAAUGUCUAAAUGGAACAUAUUCUAAUGAAACAAAGUCAACUGAAUGUAAAACAUGUCCAGCUGGAUUUUCUUGCCCAAAUACUGAUGAAACUCCAGUGGAAUGUAAGAAUGGAUAUUAUAGUCUGGGAGCAACAACACAAUGUAUGAUAUGUCCUCAUGGACACAGGUAAAAUAUACAUAUAAAUUUUUAAAAUUAAACACAUUAAUGUUAACAACAGAUAAAAAUUAAUGGUGAAUAAUUUCUUGUUGCUUUUAAAAUAAUGGUAUAAUUUCGUCAUUAAAUGGCCUGUAAAGUUGUUUUAGAAUUGUUUUUGAUUGCUACUUAAUUGGUACUUUAUGAACCCACUUUGUAAGUUAUACCAAGCAAACUAUUUAAAAUUUCCAAUAAAAAACGUAUGUUGAACAAGAACAUUUAACUUAAGAUGGUAUAAUUGAACUUUUCAUUGAUAAAAUUGAGAAUAAAUAAUCUCCUGUUGAUUUAAUGUGUAUAUUUAGUGACAUAGUUUCGUCAUUAUAUGACUUAGAAUUGUUUUAAAAUUCGAUAAACAGAGGCAACAAUUCCUGGAUCCAAAAGAAAAUUUAAAAUUAUCCUUGUAUGGUUGUUUGUUUAAAAACCAUGCAUUUUCUAAUUUAGUAACCAAAAUAUUUAAAAUUUUCAAUUAGAAAAGUUAAAAAUUAACGUUUAACUUCAAAUGGUGAUAAUUUGACAUUUUGUUUGUAAUGUCGAGAACAGGCUGUGAUAUUGUACUCACGAAUGCGGUAAAGAUCUUAACAGUGAAAUCUAAUUCUUAAAUCAUUCAGCAUAAAUAUUGAAAUAAAACCAUGCAGAUGUAAUUAAGGAAUAUUUGUUCUGUACAUGAAAUGAUAUGUACUGUGGUCGAAAUAACUUAUACGGUUGUACGGGUACAGCACAUUCUAUGUACACCAAAUUUUAUAAAAUAAUUGUAAAUUGUAAUUUUCCUUUUAACAGCUGCCUUAAUAAAUCAAUUUCCCCUGUGGCAUGUACUCCAGGAACACAUUCCAGUACUGGUGAAACUAAAUGUAACGACUGUAUUAAGGGAUAUAAAUGUCCAUUCAAUAAAAUGCAAUCAGCAUUACAAUGUCUAAAUGGAACAUAUUCUAAUGAAACAAAGUCAACUGAAUGUAAAACAUGUCCAGCUGGAUUUUCUUGUCCAAAUGUUGAUGAAACUCCAGUGGAAUGUAAGAAUGGAUAUUAUAGUCUGGGAGCAACAUCACAAUGUUUAAUAUGUCCUCAUGGACACAGGUAAACUUGCAUAAAUAUUUAAAGGUGAAUGACACGAAAUUUUUUAUUGUCCCAUCUGAAAGAAUAGUGAAUACUGUAAAGUAACUUCUUUUACAGAUUUUCGUUUACAUUCUUCCUUGGUGAGAUAAUUCAGUUUUGUUCACAUGCAAUGCAAACAAAUUUACGUCACAGUUUGCAUAAUGAGCUACCAAAUAUUUGAUGAUGUAUGUAUUUUUAUCCAACAUCGUCAUUUGCAAAACUGCAUAUGCUUUACAUUGUCCUCAAUAUAACGCAUAUAUGGAUUUUCAAACGAUGUAAUCACUUAUAUACUUGAUAACCUGACAUUUAACGAUAACUCAUUAUGCAAAGUGUGACGUAAAUUUGUUUGCACUGCAUAUCAAGAAAACUGAAUAUCCCACCAAGGAAGCACGUAAACAAAAAUGUGCAAAAGAAGUUGCUUUACAGUUUUGAUGAUUCUUUCAGAUGGGGCAAUAAAAAAUUUCGUGUCAGGUCACCUUUAAAAUGAAAGACAUUAAUGCAUGUUAAAACUGUAAAAUGUUAAAUAACUUCUUGUUUAUUUAAUGUUUAUUAAUAUAAUUACGCCAACAAAUGAUCUAAAAUUGUCUUGUUUAAAAUUCAAAGUUUACAAUUAUUUUUGGUCGUUCCACUUGUUGUUUUAAAAAUCAAUUUUAUAAAUUACCAAGCAAAGCAUUUUGAAAUUUCUAAUUACAAAAGUUGAACAUUAAUUAACAUUUAAUUUAAAAUGGUAAUUGACAUUACAUUGAUAAAAUUGAGAAUAGGCUGUGAUGUUUGACUGAUAAAUGCGACAAAGAUCUCAAGAACUAAAUCUAUUUUUUUUUAAUUAAUCGUACAUAUACAGUAUAGCCUACCAGAUCAACCUAUUUGAACGACUGAACAGUCGCGUGUUUAAACAUCAUUAGCAGAAAAUAUUAAAAUCAAAUUUUAACUUUCCUUUUAACAGCUGCCUUAAUAAAUCAAUUAUCCCUGUGGCAUGUUCUCCAGGAACAUAUUCCAAUACUGGUGAAACUAAAUGUAACAACUGUAGUAAGGGAUAUAAAUGUCCAUUCAAUAAAAUGCAAUCAGCAUUACAAUGUCUAAAUGGAACAUAUUCUAAUGAAACAAAGUCAACUGAAUGUAAAACAUGUCCAGCUGGAUUUUCUUGCCCAAAUGUUGAUGAAACUCCAGUGGAAUGUAAGAAUGGAUAUUAUAGUCUGGGAGCAACAACACAAUGUUUAAUAUGUCCUCAUGGACACAGGUAAACUUACAUAAAUCUUUAAAAUUAAACACACUAAUGUUACAACUAUAAAAUGUUAUUUAAAUAUUUUCUUGUUCGUUGAUGUUUAAAGAUAUAAUUUUGUCAUUAAAAGGUCUAAAUUUGUUUUAAUUAAUUAAGAUUAAAAGUUUAAAUUAUUUUUGGUUGCUACUUCUUACUUUAAAACCCAUUUUAUAAAUUACCAAGCGAAAUAUUUUAAAAUUUCCAGUUACAAGAGUUGAACAUUAAUGUUUAAUUUAAGAUGGUAAUUGAACUUUUCAUUGGACAUUGAUAAAAUUGAACUUUUCAUUAGACAUUGAUAAAAUCGAGGAUAAAAUUGAGAACAGGCUGUGAUUUUUAGUUGUAAAUCCGACAAAGAUCUCAACGAACGAAAUCUAUUUUUUAAAUAAUCCAACAUACCAGAUAAACGUAUUUCAGCGAUUGAACCAGUUUCAAGUUUUUAAAAUUUAUUCAGCUUAAAUAUUAAAAUCAAAAUAGAUCUAAUUAAAAAGCAACUCUGUUAUGGUUGUAAAACGAUAUGUAUUUGUAUAGGUAUAAUGUAUGAUUUCGAGUGCAAUUUGGAAAAACAUGCACGAGUGAGUUUUUCAAGAUUGCACGGGUCCGAAGGGGUUAGCACUAUUUUCCAUCCAGCAAACUGACCUGACGUCAUUUUCGCAAGAUAGAAGAGGUGUUAAAUGGCUAUGUAACUAACCCAAACCCUACCCCUACUCUAACCCCUAACCUCAACCCUAACUCUAACCCUAACCGAAUUAAUAAAAAAAUCCAAAAAGAAACGACUUUACAAAAUCGAUAGGGCGGUUUGCUGGAUGGAAAAAAAGUGCUAACCGUCCGAAGGACGAGUGCAAUUUGAAGUCGUUGAAAAACUCACGAGUGUAUGUUUUUUCAAAUUGUAUAUACGAGAAACCACACUAUUAUUUAUUAAUAAUAUACAUGAAAAAAUUAUGCAGUCACUCCUAAAAACUCCUAAAUGUUUGUUUUUUUUGUAUUAUAAUUUCUGCUAGAAAUUGAUAUUUCUUAUUGGCUAUAUCUUUGUUAUUGUUUCAUAUUUUAAGCCAAUCAUCAUGCAGAAAGCCUAAAUAGUCAAUAAAAUUUGCACUGUAUUUCUUUUUUUUUGCACUGUAUUUCCAAAAAAUUGCAAUUGCUCUUAGCCAAUCAGAAUUGAGAAUUUUUUUCAUGUACAUUAUUAUUGUCGAAGUAAAUUAUACGGUUAGAAAUGUACAUCACAUUCUAGAAAAUAACUCUAAACGUUAACUUUCCUUUUAACAGCUGCCUUAAUAAAUCAAUCUCCCCUGUGGCAUGUACUCCAGGAACAUAUUCCAAUACUGGUGAAACUAAAUGUAACAACUGUACUAAGGGAUAUAAAUGUCCAUUCAAUAAAAUGCUGUCAGCAUUACAAUGUCUAAACGGAACAUAUUCUAAUGAAACGAAGUCAACUGAAUGUAAAACAUGUCCAGCUGGAUUUUCUUGUCCAAAUGUUGAUGAAACUCCAGUGGAAUGUAAGAAUGGAUAUUAUAGUCUGGGAGCAACAACACAAUGUUUAAUAUGUCCUCAUGGACACAGGUAAACUUAACAACUAUAAAAUGGUAAAUAAUUUCUAAAUAAUUUUUACCAAAAUAUUUUAAAAUUAAGAAGUUGUCAAUUAAAAAAGUUAAAAAUUAUCGUUUAACUUAAUGGUGAUAGUUUGACUUUUUAUUGCCGUAAUGUCGAGAACAGGCUGUGAUAUUGGACUCACAAAUACGGCAAAGAUCUUAACAGUGAAAUCGAAUUCUUAAAUCAUUCAGCAUAAAUAUUGAAAUAAACCAGAUGUAAUUAAAUAAUAUUUGUUCUGUACAUGAAAUGAUAUUUACUGUGGUCGAAAUAACUUAUACGGUUGUACAGGUACAACAACACAUUCUAUGUAUACACCAAAUUUUAUAAAAUAAUUCUAAAUUGUAAUUUUCCUUUUAACAGCUGCCUUAAUAAAUCAAUUUCCCCUGUGGCAUGUACUCCAGGAACACAUUCCAAUACUGGUGAAACUAAAUGUAACAACUGUACUAAGGGAUAUAAAUGUCCAUUCAAUAAAAUGCUGUCAGCAAUACAAUGUCUAAAUGGAACAUAUUCUAAUGAAACAAAGUCAACUGAAUGUAAAACAUGUCCAGCUGGAUUUUCUUGCCCAAAUGUUGAUGAAACUCCAGUGGAAUGUAAGAAUGGAUAUUAUAGUCUGGGAGCAACAACACAAUGUUUAAUAUGUCCUCAUGGACACAGGUAAACUUACAAAAAUCUUUAAAAUUAAACACAUUAAUGCAUGUUAAAACUGUAAAAUGUUAAAUAAUUUCUUGUUGAUUUAAUGUCUAUAUUGAUCUAAUUUCGCCAUUAAGUGAUCUAAAAUUGUCUUGAUUAAAAUUCAAAGUUUAACAUUAUUUUUGGUCGUUCCCCUUGUUAUUUUAAAAAUCAAUUUUAUAAAUUACCAAGCAACAUGCAAAUCAUUUUAAACCAUUGAUACUGUAAAAUUGAGAGUAGGCUGUGAUGUUUGACUGGUAAAUGCGACAAAGAUCUCAAGAACUAAAUCUAUUUUUGAAUUAGUCGUAGAUACAGUAUACCAGAUCAACCUAUUUGAACGACUGAACAGUCGCGUGUUUAAACAUCAUCAGCAGAAAAUAUUAAAAUCAAAUUUUAACUUUCCUUUUAACAGCUGCCUUAAUAAAUCAAUUUCCCCUGUGGUAUGUACUCCAGGAACAUAUUCCAAUACUGGUGAAACUAAAUGUAACAACUGUACUAAGGGAUAUAAAUGUCCAUUCAAUAAAAUGCUGUCAGCAAUACAAUGUCUAAAUGGAACAUAUUCUAAUGAAACAAAGUCAACUGAAUGUAAAACAUGUCCAGCUGGAUUUUCUUGUCGAAAUGUUGAUGAAACUCCAGUGGAAUGUAAGAAUGGAUUUUAUAGUCUGGGAGCAACAACACAAUGUUUAAUAUGUCCUCAUGGACACAGGUAAACUUACAAAAAUCUUUAAAAUUAAACACAUUAAUGCAUGUUAAAACUGUAAAAUGUUAAAUAAUUUCUUGUUGAUUUAAUGUCUAUAUUGAUCUAAUUUCGCCAUUAAAUGAUCUAAAAUUGUCUUGAUUAAAAUUCAAAGUUUAACAUUAUUUUUGGUCGUUCCCCUUGUUAUUUUAAAAAUCAAUUUUAUAAAUUACCAAGCAACAUGCAAACCAUUUUAAACCAUUGAUACUGUAAAAUUGAGAAUAGGCUGUGACGUUUGACUGGUAAAUGCGACAAAGAUCUCAAGAACUAAAUCUAUUUUUGAAUUAGUCGUAGAUACAGUAUACCAGAUCAACCUAUUUGAACGACUGAACAGUCGCGUGUUUAAACAUCAUCAGCAGAAAAUAUUAAAAUCAAAUUUUAACUUUCCUUUUAACAGCUGCCUUAAUAAAUCAAUUUCCCCUGUGGCAUGUACUCCAGGAACAUAUUCCAAUACUGGUGAAACUAAAUGUAACAACUGUACUAAGGGAUAUAAAUGUCCAUUCAAUAAAAUGCUGUCAGCAAUACAAUGUCUAAAUGGAACAUAUUCUAAUGAAACAAAGUCAACUGAAUGUAAAACAUGUCCAGCUGGAUUUUCUUGUCCAAAUGUUGAUGAAACUCCAGUGGAAUGUAAGAAUGGAUAUUAUAGUCUGGGAGCAACAACACAAUGUUUAAUAUGUCCUCAUGGACACAGGUAAACUUACAAAAAUCUUUAAAAUUAAACACAUUAAUGCAUGUUAAAACUGUAAAAUGUUAAAUAAUUUCUUGUUGAUUUAAUGUCUAUAUUGAUCUAAUUUCGCCAUUAAAUGAUCUAAAAUUGUCUUGAUUAAAAUUCAAAGUUUAACAUUAUUUUUGGUCGUUCCCCUUGUUAUUUUAAAAAUCAAUUUUAUAAAUUACCAAGCAGCAUGCAAACCAUUUUAAACCAUUGAUACUGUAAAAUUGAGAAUAGGCUGUGACGUUUGACUGGUAAAUGCGACAAAGAUCUCAAGAACUAAAUCUAUUUUUGAAUUAGUCGUAGAUACAGUAUACCAGAUCAACCUAUUUGAACGACUGAACAGUCGCGUGUUUAAACAUCAUCAGCAGAAAAUAUUAAAAUCAAAUUUUAACUUUCCUUUUAACAGCUGCCUUAAUAAAUCAAUUUCCCCUGUGCCAUGUACUCCAGGAACAUAUUCCAAUACUGGUGAAACUAAAUGUAACAACUGUACUAAGGGAUAUAAAUGUCCGUUCAAUAAAAUGCUGUCAGCAAUACAAUGUCUAAAUGGAACAUAUUCUAAUGAAACAAAGUCAACUGAAUGUAAAACAUGUCCAGCUGGAUUUUCUUGUCCAAAUGGUGAUGACACUCCAGUGAAAUGUAAGAAUGGAUAUUAUAGUCUGGGAGCGACAACACAAUGUCUAAUAUGUCCUCAUGGACACAGGUAAACUUACAAAAAUCUUUAAAGUUAAACACAUUUUAUAAAAUGGUAAAUAAUUUCUAAAUAAUUUUUACCAAAAUAUUUUCAAAUUUUCAAUUAAAAAAGUUAAAAAUUAACGUUUAACUUUAUAAUGGUGAUAAUUUGACUUUUUAUUGCCGUAAUGUCGAGAAUAGGCUGUGAUAUUGGACUCACAAAUACGGCAAAGAUCUUAACAGUGAAAUCUAAUUCUUAAAUCAUUCAGCAUAAAUAUUAAAAUAAAACCAUACAGACGUAAUUAAGGAAUAUUUGUUCUGUACAUGAAAUGAUAUUUACUGUGGUCGAAAUAACUUAUAUGGUUGUACAGGUACAACACAUUCUAUAUACACCAAAUUUUAUAAAAUAAUUCUAAAUUGUAAUUUUCCUUUUAACAGCUGCCUUAAUAAAUCAAUUUCCCCUGUGGCAUGUACUCCAGGAACAUAUUCCAAUACUGGUGAAACUAAAUGUAAUAACUGUACUAAGGGAUAUAAAUGUCCAUUCAAUAAAAUGCAAUCAGCAUUACAAUGUCUAAAUGGAACAUAUUCUAAUGAAACAAAGUCAACUGAAUGUAAAACAUGUCCAGCUGGAUUUUCUUGUCCAAAUACUGAUGAAACUCCAGUGGAAUGUAAGAAUGGAUACUAUAGUCUGGGAGCAACAUCACAAUGUUUGAUUUGUCCUCAUGGACACAGGUAAAGAAUUAAUUCUAAACAUUAAAAGUGUUAAAUGUAACUUUUAAAAAUCUUGAUUAAAUUGACAAGCAGCGUUAUAGUUUAAAAUUCCUCAUGCAUAAAUUCUAAACCUUCGCUACUAUUUAAGCAAUUAAAUUUAAGUGCAUGGUUAAGAAAAUUUGGAUAUUUGUUUCGAAUUUCGUUUGUAAUUAUUUUAUAAAACAAAUAAAAGACUGGUUGUUUGGAAGGCUUAAGCUAACUUCGACCAAGCUGGAUUGGUGGAACUCUUGAGCUGGUUAAAACCUUAAUUAAACCUUUUUUCUCCUGCAUGUUUACACCAUUUUCUUUACUUUUUUUUCGACUUGCAUUUUGAAAACGUUGCAAGUUUGUCUUAUAUCUGGGUGGAACCUUCAGGAUGUGUAGGUUGUGGAGAGUGAUUUGUUAAAUUUGAUUAUUAAGAAACGAAUAUUAAUACUGUAUGUGGUAUUAAGAAAUUAUGUGAUAUUGGGAAACGAAUUCCAAAAAUUCAAGACAUUUUAAGUUUGAUUGCCCACAACUUAAUUCAGUUUGACAUCCAAAAAGUCGUGUUCGUUAUACGUGUUAUGCUAAUGAGCACAUCCGAACACAACCUUUUUGAAUAUCAAAAUUAAGUUGUGAGCAUGCAAUCAUGCAGUCUUAAAUGUCUUCAAUUUUGGUGCAAAAUUAAUGUUGUUUCUGAAAUGAACAUGCUUUCACGAUAGAGUCAAAUAUAGUGUAUAGUAGUAUAGAGUCGGUGUUUUGUGUCUGAACUGACAAAAAAAUAGUAAAAACACUUCUGGUGGAGAGUAAAAUGUAAAACACCUCUACUUACUUCUUGAGAAGGGACCUAAUCUCUCAAAAUGUUGAAGUGUUUUAAUCUUUUUCAGGUAUAUCGUAGUUCGGACGCAAAUUAUAUUGUAUAAUGUCCGUAAUGCCAUAUAGGCAGACGUGAACUUCCGUUCGAGAAACUAAGGUUCGUCGCUUUUUCGGAUACUGAAAUUACUUAAGAAAACUGUAUGAACGUUUUUUAGUUGCUCCAACAAAUCAGCUCCACCCAGCCCAUGUCAACCUGGUGAAUUUUCAGCAUCUGGUACCAGUCAAUGUGAAAACUGUAGUAAAGGAUUUAUGUGUCCAGACGCUAAAAUGCAUUCUCCACUACCUUGUGUAAAUGGAACAUUUGCAAAUGAAACAAAAUCCAUCAUAUGUGAAAUCUGUCCGGCUGGAUAUACAUGCCUUGAUCCCAGGGAAACUCCAAACAAAUGUGGUGAAGGAUAUUAUAGUUCUGGUGGAAUAACACGAUGUGUCAUAUGUCCUGCUGGACACAGGUAAAAAUUACAGCAUAAUAACUAAUAUGCACAGGAGUUUAUUAUAGAAAUUUGAAAUACUGUAGUGAGUGCAUGUAUUUAAUUUUUUUAUUUCUGCUUCUCCAAUCCAUGUUUGAGAUAUCGUCAAAUUAAUAACUCGUUAAACUUAACCCUUAAAGUAGCAAUGCGCCCUGAGGCUCCCUACUUUAUUAUUUUACUCUGUCUAACACCACAUAAUUUUACUCGUCCAGGAGAGAGUGCUGCCAAUCAAUGGGUUAAUACAAGUUUGCAACUGCAAGAAGCGAUUGAAGUUCUUUUUGGCAUCGUAUUUCGAUAAAAUUGCACUACUCUUUAGCCAAUCAGAAUUGAGUAAUAUUUCAUGUGUAUUAUUAGCUUUUUUAAAAAUCCACGAACUCACGAAAUUAUCAUCGCGGUUUGUCAGAGGUUAACACUGGUGAGAAAUAAGUAAAAAAAACCCCAACGAUUCAACCGUUAUUGAACCGUAUAUGUUGCAUAUUAAGUGAAGUGAAGUAAUCUUUUUUCAAACUGAUUUAAUCUUCAAUUUCAGGUGUGUUGAUGCAUCUGCUCCAGAAAAAUGUCAGAAUGGUAGCUAUGCUAAAGCAGGCUCAGCGUCUUGUAAAGAUUGUCCUCUUGGUUUUCAAUGUCCAGAUGACGGAAUGGAAUCUCCUCUUGCUUGUGGUAACGGUACUUAUGCAAACACAACUGGUUUAUCAGGUUGUCAAACCUGUCCAGCAGGUUAUCGUUGUGGUGAUCCACGUUUGACACCCACACCAUGUGACGAUGGUUUCUACAGUGGUGCUGGUGCUGUGUACUGUUUGGAGUGCCCUGCUGGGUACAGGUAUGUCAGUUAUUAUGUCAGGUGUAUUUCAUAGUGAUUGCUAAAUGAUGCGAUUUGAGGCCGUCAGGUAAUUUCUCGUCGACCUGAAAAAUACAAGAAUAGGAUUCAGAUGUUUCAACCGUAUGCUCUUCGAAAGAGAAGUAGUAGAAAAUGUAGUAGGUUGUGCAAAUUAUCCCAACAUACAGAUUGAAAUAUACAUCACCAAAAUUCAGCAAAACCUCUAUUUCAAACUUGGCACCUCCAAUCCUGGCCUUAAACCCUGAUCAAACGAGGUCAUGCCCCGCGAUCAAACGAGAACGAUGAAAGUUGAUGAAAGUUGCUGGACAUUUUCGAUCAAACGAGCAUAAAUUCUCAUUAACUCUCAUCAAAAUUUGAACCAGCUCAAAGUUGACGAGAGUGCAUGGAAGUGGAUGAGAAUUAGCGGUCAAACUCUCAUCAACUUUUGUCAACUCUCGUUUGAUCGAGGCUUUAUGAAUGACUCUCCUUCACCUUGGUCAUCAUCAUUAAAUCCCACACAUUCUUCGCCCAAGAUUUCUCUGUUAAGUAUUAACUUUUGUGGUAAAGGACAUUCGUCGUCCUAUUUUCUUGUAUAUAUGUUUCAGAACAUAUCUAAUGGCUUUACCUAAAGUUCUGUUUACACGGAGUCAGGGUAGCCCUACUACAUGAAAGUAAGAAAGUCCCCUCCAGGUCGUAAUUAGUUGGAAUUGAUGGCUAAUUGUAUAAACACGUACUUAUACAAAUAGUUUAUUUUUCCAGUUGUAUACAAAAAGAUAAUCCUGUUGAUUGUGGUCAAGGACGCUACUCGAAAUCUGGUUAUAUGACGUGCGAACCAUGUCCUGUUGGUAGUUAUUGUCCGCUGUUAAGAACAGAAUCUCCCUGGCCUUGCUCUAAAGGAUUUUACAGCAUUAACAAUGGCUCGUCCAAAUGUAUUGAGUGCGAACGAGGUAAGAUUAUAGAAUCAGAAUGUACUGUAGCUCAAAGAUAUUUCCUGCCAUUUUGUUUUCGGUAUACUUUAUUUUUGCAAAAAAUAUCUUUCGAUGGAUUUUUUUUAAAGGGAAAUGGCAAUAUAAAUUUUUCUUUUCUCAUCUGAAAGAACUUUUGAAACUAUAUAUUAACUUCUUUUACCGAUUUUUCAUAUCUUGCUUAGUUCUUGAAAUAUUUUCACUUGAAGUAAUUUUUGAUCUCAUUAACGGUAGUUUUAGUGACGACACAACAGGGAUUAACCAUAUAAAAGUAUUCGUUGCUGACCAAAUAUUGAUUGGUAGAUGUUUUAAAGGUUUUGAGUGAUCUUGAUAUUUCGAUUGCCAUUUCCCUUUAUUAAACAAUAAUUGUUGUAUUAAUCCUUUCAGGUAACAGAUGCCCUAAUCCGUCUGCGUCACCGAUCCCAUGUAACGCUGGUUAUUACAGUGAUGCAAGAGGAUCUAUUGGGUGUCAAAAUGUAAGUACGCGUAUACAAUACAAUAAUAUAAAAUGAUAAUAUACGAAACACGCACGUUAUUUGUUGUACUACAAUAUAAAGUGGUAGACAUUUCAUGCUAGAAACAAUGCAUGAUUACGACAAUUGUCUAUCUACGGUCGCGUGGUACUAUCAAAUAACAACUUCCAAAUUGAUAUGGCUUAGAUUCCUUCGAAGGCACUUAUUAAUGUCGAAUUCUCUUUCAAAUUCCCUCUAAGGAAUUUUGCUCUAUAAUUAAUUACCGGGUUUUACCGCUAUGUUACUGGUAUACCGAUAAUAUCAAGCUUUUCAGGUAGUUGUAUCCCUACCAACGAAAGCUUGUUAUUAUUGGCACUACCUACACUGGUACAGACAAUUUAAGAUUGUACUGCAUGAUAAUAUGGCUACCGGUAUAAUUUUUCUGUUCUACCGAUACCAGAAGUCAGAAACAUCCCCUUGCGUUUAUGUGCUCUAUAUGUGUUUGCGGUGAACCGCAGAAAACUAUAACCACUCACACCUUUCGUUUUUAGGAUUUUCAAUUAUUUUGUGCCAUAUUUAGCUCUAACGUACUCGUUAUACAUUUUCUUAUGAGAUACAUCAGCAACUUUGUAUCUUGAAGGUGAUUCCUUUGAAGUGGUUCUUUCUUGAUGUAUGACAGAAAUUCUACACUUGAAUUUUUUAGUGUCCACCAGGAUUUUACAACACCAAACAAGGCCAGAUCAAGUGUGAAAGUUGUCCCGCUGGUUCACGUUGUCCAAAUAAAACUCAGGGACCCAUCCCUUGUUCAUUCGGACAGGUAAAUUAUUUCAAACGUGUAAAUCUUCUUCCUAAUUUUCGAUAAAGACACUGCCAUAUUCUUUUAUCAAAAUGAUUCAAUCAGAGCUAAGAACAAUAACAGAAACGAAUGGGACCUAAUUUAUACCUGUAGUUUCCUAUAUAUUGACUUGGUGAGUAAAAAAGAACAUGCAGUUUGAAGGUUCAACGUUUCUUUUUCGGCCACAUUAUGUGCGGUGGUGGAUACUAGGGGACACCUCCCCCCCCCCUCACCAUAAUUUUUGAAAGCCUUUGAAGGGUCGCUGAACAAUUACAUAACAAAGAUGUUGUAACAAAGAUGUUAUACAAUCAUUUUACAACCAUGAAAACAUUUGCCUAGAAUUUAGUGCAAGAACGUUUUAAAAAAAGCAAUUUGUAUCAACAAAAUGGUGGCAAUUAUGGCAACCCAAAUUCGCCCCUCUCCCCCAAUAUUUCGAAAAUUAUAUUUUACAGAUUACUUGUCUCAUAUUUUCUAUACCAGUCAGUUGACUUUACAUCCAUAUCAUUUUAUAUACAAUAUAGUAUUGAUCAAGAACGUUGUGAUAACACUAUAUGUCUUCUAUACGUGGUUGUGUAUAAUGCCAUAUAUGUUUCUGUGUUUAGUAUUCUCCUGAAGCCUCUCAAGAAUGUUUUGCCUGUCCAGUUGGUUUUGCUUGUACUUCCCCUGACGUUCCACCAAAACGUUGCCAGGUAUAUUUCAGAAAGAACUUAUAAUACUUUAUUUGAGAACUCUUUGCUAUCGAGGAAAUCACGCGGACACCAUUUGUGUCUAUAUUUCCUUGCGAGCACACCUGCUAUUCUGGUUGACCAUUAUGAAUUUCAUACAAAAUUACGAUGCUAUGAAUUGUCAUUUACUCAAAUCUGUAUUUUCAAUUUAUUGUUUAAUCGUUGAGUAGGUUCAUUCUCCAUUUGGUCGUACGACCAUGUCAAAGUAGCAGUUACAGUAUAAUUUAGUAUCGAUAUGCAACACAUAAAAGACAAGACUGUAUAGGACCUGGUCCACAUUAUUUUGCAUCAUUGACCAUUUUUGCUGGGACUGAAUGGGAACCAGGCUUUAUGCGUAUGUGUUUUGGCAGAUGCAUUCUCACAUGUAUUUUCUUUAUUUAGGCUGGUAAAUUCAGUAAUGGAACGGCGUGCGUUAGCUGUUUCACAGGAUAUUAUUGUCCAAGCAUGACUAUUCAACCUCUUCCCUGUGUUAAUGGUACAUAUUCAGAUAAAAGAGGGGCUGUUGCUUGUGACAUAUGCCCGGCUGGUUAUUCAUGUUUUAAUGUUUCUGAUCCUCCAAAAGAAUGUAAUAAAGGAGAGUAUAGUAUUGCUGGAGAUGCCGCAUGUAAGGUACUGUACAGUAUUGCAGCUAAUUAUCAAAUAUUGCUAGACACAAGUAUAAACACAAGCUCUAGACUACCCAGGACUGUUCAAACUGCUAUUUUCCUCAUAAUCAUCUAAUGUCUUAUUAGUAGUACUCUGUAGUACAUAGAUAGAUCAUUUGUCAACAUGAACCAGACACAAACCAUGCAUGCACGAACCAUGCACACUCGCCAUUUCAUUUGAGUGGAUUAGCUGCGCAGAUAUAGUUGUUCUUAACAGGUGGUUCGUUUUGGUCCGUACUGUAAUGUAUAUAUGUUCGCCAUAUUUAUACAAAGACAAAUUAUGAGACGAACGUAUCUUUUUUGGCCACGUUCGGUCGUGCAUGCAUGCAUGAAUGGCUUGUGUCUGGUUCAUAUUGACGAAUGAUCUAUCUACUGUAAGUACUGCUAGUCCAUACUAUAUGGGACAAAAUGUUCGUGAUUGUCUCAUCGUGAUUGUCUCAUCGUCUAUUGAAAGCAAUACGAUAUUGGUGGAUGACAUCAUCCUGUAACGUUGAACUUCUUAAUAUAUAAUGAUGCCCUAUACCUAUAGCCUACUUAAUUUGAAAAGAAACAUUGGAUCAGUAGAUAUUAACGACAUUUAGGGCGUACAAUAUUGUAGUCCGUGACAGUUUAAUCAAGAUACUGUAUAUAUACAGUUGCAGCGUGAAGUGUACUACAUCAAAAUACACAUGAUUGUACAAAAUUUGUAAAACCAAAAAAGCAUUUAUAUUGUUCAGAGAUGUUUAUGUGGUGAAUGUACCUUCAAUAUAGCAGUAAUUUGGUGUAUUUACUUUUGUAUAUUUAUAUUUUUAUAGGACUGUACACGUGGUUAUUACAGCAUGGCACGUGCGAGUGUUUGUCUGCCUUGUCCUGCAGGACAGAAAUGUCGUGAAGGUUCCAAGAUGAUCUCACCUGAAGAUUGCUUGGCUGGUACUUACAGCAGAGAAGGAGAGGACUUUUGUCAAGCAUGUCUCAUUGGUAAAUAUUAAGCUUGUUUUUAAUUUCAACCGUGUCCUACCAAAUCGUAGCAUGCGUUUUCUGAGCAUUACAGUGGAACUAAUGGUACUGGCACAAAAGAUCUAGAAAAUUCUACACGGUACGUUAUGCGAUACGUUUGAAGAGGCAAGCAUAUAAUAGGUUUUUAGUCUUGAGUUUACUUCGUGUUCCUUCUGUAUAUUGGAGAAAAGUACUUUAUUUACAAUGGGCUUUUGUCGUAACUACUUUUUGAGAUGGUGGGAUGACAUAUAGUAACUCCAAAGGGAAAUUAAACACGAAGGUUUUUACGUUGUACACACUGAACUGAAUCACCUUAUCAGCAAAUUUGUACUUCUGACACGAUUACUAAAAUUUAGUUAAGAAUUUAUUUUAUUUUAUAAGGAUAGCAUUAGACAUUAACAGCAGCGUGUAUUGGCUUGAUUAGUUCGCAUAAUAAUGACAAUAAAACAGCAUAGAAAUUCAAAUUAAAACACAUCGAUCAACAGAUUCAUCUUCCAUAUAUACAGUAUUUUGCAUAACAAACUAUGUAUAAAAUCAUGCUCAUUGUUAUGAAGACCUGUGACGAUCUAUCACAUUUCCAUCAAUGUUCUUAUCUAUAUUUCUCAUACCUCGUAGGAACCUGGAGUGGCAAUGCAUCAUCUACAUGUCUUCCAUGCUCUAUUGGAUUUACUUGUGAUGAUCCUUCUGAUCCAACUCCCUGCAUAUCUGGAACAUACUGGAGCAAUGUCGGAACUGUAAGUGCAUGAACAUCUUUCGCAAUAUUCUUUGUACAAAGUUGCUGACACAAACAUAAAACAUCCAGGCCUAAGUUCUAUUACCCUCUCGACAGCACGUUCAACGUUAUGCCCAAAUGAUAUAAAUCCUACUAGGGUAAUUUAUCCCUGCAGACCAUUAGGAAAUCGACUGCCUCUAUGUGACUCGUAGUAGAUGGCAAGGGUCGAUUGUACGAAGGCUAUCCGCCGGAUAGUGUUUUGUCAAGCUUUCUAAACUUGUUGAAGGGCUUUUGUAGAUGAAAGUGUAAAUUGUAUACAUUUUUAGAUCUAACCAGGAGCAACUGCGAAAAAUGCAACUAUAGCAGUAUAUCCCCUGCGGCUCUCGAUGCCCAGAGAGGGCCUUACACUCGAAAUUUAAACUUGAAAUUUCCAUGUCGUUUGUCUGUGGGCAUAAGAGAUUGGGAAUGACAUGGUAGUUUUCCUAUAGCGAGUGUGCCUUGUUCAUCACAACUUGCAAAAAUUACUAGAACCUAGUAAUGACGCUACCAUUUGCUCUAAACGACGCCAUAUUUGGUCGAUUUAAUCUUGUGAAUAUAAUUAUUUUAUAAAAGAAAUAGGAAGUAUUUUUUUCAUAUUUCCAUGCAUCGAGUAAUAAAAACACUUGUGGAAGUUUGAAAGAACUGAAAAUUGCAUGACAACAGUUGCCCUUUGUUUUUCCAUUGACUGUAUCAAACGUUCUCGUUUGAGAGGGGAGAGUUCUAAGCGUAAUGUUUCGUAUUUCUUAAGUAUCUGCUAUAGUAUAUACAGGGUGUCUAAAAAAAAGCGCUAUGGAAAUUCAACAGGCUGUCGUGCAUCAUAAACGUGGCUAAACAAUUAAAUUUUUACAUAAGACGAAAGAACAGUUAUUUAGCUUUUCAAUGAUACUCUUUUUAAAUCGUAACGAUGAGAAAUGGCCACAUACUCGUGAAAUAAAAAUUGCCGGUCGAAAUCACAUUCUUCCACCGUUGGGAAUUGCAUGGAAAACGAACCAUAGACAAUUCCCAAGAGGGAAUUAAAAUUGAAUGUUAAAUACUUAAAUUAUCUAAAAUGAGCUCAACUCGUCGAUCUUCGUCUUAGUGAGACAAUAACUCAAUAAGAACGUCCAUUAAACAUGGUUCAAUUAACCCCUGAACAGAGAACAUUUCGUAAUCAAAACGUUUUCCGAAACAAAUAGCUUGCAGCAGGCUCGCGUUGCUUUUGGAUUGACUAACUUUGCAUAAUUAAUGUAUUUUCAAUUCCCAACGGUGGAAGAAUGUGAUUUCGACCGGCAAUUUUUAUUUGACGAAUAUGUGGCCAUUUCUCAUCGUUAAGAUUUAACUAAAACGGUAUCAUAUAGAAGCUAAAUAACAGCUCUUUCGUCCUAUGUAAAAAUUGAAUUGUUUAGCUAAGUUUAUGAUGCACGACAGCCUGUUGAAUUUCCAUAGCGUUUUUUUUUAGACACCCUGUAUAGGUAUCUCUGAUGUUAUAUUUUCAAAGAAAACGUUACGAAUUUCAGCUAGCUAGUGUCAUAAUUAUAUCGAUAUGUCAUAAUUAUAAAAUAAAUUUGAGUGAAUAAUUUACCAUAAUUUUUAUACUGUUUUUUUUUGUUUAGAUUCCUAAGUGUAUAUCAUGUCCAGCUGGAUAUGAGUGUAUCAAUGUCACCCAACUACCCGUACCAUGUGAACCUGGCUCAUAUUCCCUGGAGGGGAAUUCAUCUUGUGUCUUAUGUUCUCCCGGUGAAGCAUGUCCUGAUCCUGCUACACUACCAAUUCAUUGUCCAGUUGGUACUUACAGCACAUCUGUAAGUUACUUUUUACCUGCUGAGAUUGCAUGUUAGAAGUUACACUAAUUUAUGGUUAGAUGGCACUUUGUACUGUAGUUUUUAAAAUAUGCAUCGUGUUGUUCAAAAGAGUUCAACUUGACCAGGUAAUAUAACCGUAGUAGUAUAACAACGUGCAGUCAGAUAGCAUUUUAACUUGAAAAUCCGUUUAUUUGAUAUAAAUUAUCAAUUUUCAGGGUUCCACAUCAUGUUCAGAGUGUCCUGCAGGUUACAGCUGCCCUAAACCAAGUACUGGCAUCACACCAUGUCCAGGCGGAUCAUAUUCUUUGAUUGGUGAUGCUAACUGCACACUUUGCCCUGCUGGUUAUGCCUGUCCAACCACUACAGAAACACCAUUCAGGUGUCAGCUAGGACAAACAACCAAUGGAAACAAAGGAUCCACAAAUUGUACAAAAUGUCCUGCUGGAUUUCAGUGCCCCCAACCUGAGUAAGUAUGCUUGAUAAAUAUUUUGUUUACAAAAUGCUCCAACUAAAACAUAUAUACUGAACAUAUACUAUAUACUACUUUGUAAUAAACAUAUACUACUUUGUCUCCUAUACAAUAUACAGCUAAACCAUAGAUAAACAGAGAAAAUAGAUGAAAAUAUGUCAUACUAAUAAUUCAAUUCAUAAAACAAUUCCUCUGUUUGGAAAUUUACACUAAGCCUUGCAAUUUAUAAUUUUUCCACCCACCAUAGCAAACACUAUUGUUUUAGUAGAUAGACUGUUUAACGACGUUUAAGCGUGUUGAAGAUUAAUGUUUGGCUAACACAAUUCCUAUAUUUUGCAGCAUUAAUGCUGCCUGCGCCUAUAGAAAUACACUAUUCUAUAUUUGCCACUAUCCCUCCCUCCCCCACCCUAAACAUGUUGGGUGGCUGGCAAGGAACAUUUUGCGCAGGUAUUUCCACACACAACAUUGAACGGAGGGUGCCGGGGGUCGAUUAUGUUGUAAAUGUACGCUCUUUUGCUAUUUUGUCCAAAGUGUUUUGUCACUGAUUGUAGUUCAAUUAUGGCCUUACUCGCCUUGUUGAAAAGUAUUAUUUACUUCUGCUUAAAUUUGUUAAAUACCUUUAUUUGUUAAAUACCAUGCAGUGUUUUUAUUUCACUAAAUCUACUCUUUCGCUUGUUGCUGUCUACUUUCCCGUGCGGUUUCCAACAAAAAAGUGGCGGACAAAGUCUGAUAAGUUGCAUGGCGAGAGAAUGGCUAAUAAAUUCACAUUUAUUAUGGCGAUAGUUGCAAGUUUUCCCAGCAUUAAAUCGAUAUAGUUGCUGCUGUUACUAACUGAAUCAAUCUUUGUUGAGUAUAACUACAAAGAAUCAUCCAGUCUUAAAUCAUUUCACUCUGAUUUAAUUUAUUUCUUCCGUGUAGUACCAUAAGAUAGUAAACACUGGCAGCGAGGAAAAUGGCAGUAUGUCUUGUGAACCCGAGACUGCCAGUGUUUCCCGAGGUGAACCGAGGAAGACAUUGACAUUCGCAGGUCCACAAAAUAUACUGUUUCCGAAAGUCCCAUUCACUAAAUGUUUUAUUAUAUAUCAAAUGUAAAAGAAAACCAGUGACAUGAAUAUAACUGGAACGUUACCUCCAACCGGAAAUUUGAUGCCAAACUUGAAGGCCAGUCCCAGUGUUUCACGCAUGUGAAGAGCGCUCAAUCAGUCAAUCAUGCUAUAAACAAGCGUGUCUUGACCCCCCUCCCCCCAUUUGGCUUCAAGAGAAAGAUUGGCAGUUUAUCUUAAGGUAGCGUUCCAGUUUUAUUCAUUUCAAUGAAGAAAACAAAGAAACGGGAAAGCUCCAUAAUUUUUGCGCCUAACUGACCAAUAUACCCUUAAGGUACAUCAUCUUGGCCAUAGAACCUCGUUUUCGUGUGUGUGAGAUUAAUUAAUGCCCAACGCCUCAAUCACGAAAACGAGGCUCUGUAGUCAAGAUGACGUACUGUACACUCUGGAAAGGUGUAUUAUUUAUACACCAGUGAAAUGUAUUGUCCACCGCCCAGAGCUGGUGCCAGGAGAACUGUCGUAUUUCAUGACUUUCCAUGAUACGCUCUCGUCCAAUGAGAUGCAAGAAUACAUGAACUUUGACACCAGGUGUAUAAUAAAUUGUGUUAUCUUUAAGUAUUACAAAGUUUUUUUGCUAUUAUGGAUAUUUUUGUCAUCUAUUUCUCAUUGUUUCUUGGUAGAGAUACAAUGCAAGAGUGCAGUACGGGUUACUACAGUCUUGGCUUUUCUGUGACAUGUUUUAUCUGCCCUGCAGGAAGCAAGUGUCCUGCUAAAAAUGUAAGUGUUGUUGUUUUAAAUGCAUGACUUGUCUUUCCGCCUAAGAUAAGGUUUGUUGUGUUGUUCAUUAGGGCCCGUCCAACUCACUGCAUCAUGUUGGUUCAACAUUAUCCUACAAUGUUGGAUACCGCAUUGUUAGGUCUGCUUGCACCUCACGUUUGAUAAUGUUGGACCAGGUUUGAAUCAGGUUCAGCGGAGGCCAGUGAGGCAGCACAUCGUUCUUGACACUGCUAACGUUUCUCCCGAGUUCACUCGGCCCAAUCUUUCGUGCGAUCUAUAUACUACAUAGCUAAGAUAAGCUAAGAUACAGUAUCUUAAUAUAUACGACGUAGACGUCAGCUAUAGUAGGACGUCUUGGCUGAGCACUGGGACUAGAACGUCCCCCAAAUAAACUGAUAGCUUAAGAUUUGAAUUGUCGUGUAAUACAUUUUGUUGAGUGUGGUAACAAUAUUGAACUUAUUUUCGUUAGCAACAACCAGAAAACUGCUCUCCUGGAGAAUACAGUUUAAGUGGCUGGGAAAACUGCACAUCUUGUCCACCUGGUGAAGCUUGCCCUUCUCUAACAACGAAUUCUGUUAACUUCAUGUGUCGUAAAGGUGAGUGUAUUGUUCAAACAAAGGGAUAUGGUAUGGUAUCGUGUAUGAAAUCCCCUGGGGGCUUUAGGCCCCGUUUACAUGAGACCUGAACGAAGUCAAACCGGGACCAUUUCGUUUCGGUCAUAGUAUUAUUUAUAAUAGAUGUUUACAUGAGACCGGGACAAAAAUAACUCAGAUCGGUCUCAAGUCAUUCCGCCUACUGGACCGAACCAACUGACUUCAGACCGGCAAGAAUUCAGACCGGGAUGAAUGUAAACACAAAUACAUUUCGUCCCCGGUCUCGGCUGUAACCUUGAAAUUGGAACAACAUAUGCUAAUUAAAUCUAAAAAAGAAAAUUGCCUGGCAAGGGGAAUAAAUUGAAAAUUUUGUGAUUUUCGUACCAGUCUCGUGUAAACGUGUUAACAAUUUCAAUUUUCAUUCCGGUUUGACUUCGUCCCGGUCUCAUGUAAACGGGGCCUUAGUUUCAUUUUUGACUUGGGGUAUUGAAAAGGGCUGAAUACUUAGUACACAUGUGCUUCUGUAUUGUGAAUGGGACGAGGGGGUUCAAUAAAUUGCUUCGUGGGCUUAUUACAGAGAGGGCUGCUUGGGGGGGGGGAGAAAUUGUUUUUUGGGGAGGCUUAACAGAUUAUUUUGCUUACUAUAAUUGUACGUUUGUGUGAAAAAUACAACAAUUUAAUUUUAGGUAUAUUCACCAUGGGCGGAUACUGGUCACGCGGUCGUGGCAGCCAAUGACUUUGCUGCCGUUCUCAUUUAAGAAUAAUAAAGAUAAAGUCCUAGUAGCUCGAAUUUUAAAACUUCACGAGCGUUAGCACAAACAAAUGUUGAUUGUGAGAUAACAUACAGCAGUAUUCAUACGCCAUAUACAGCAUAGUACAGUAUUAGAACUAACUCUCUGUUCCACGUACCAGCUUAUGGGGAAUCAUUCGAUAAAUAUACUGAUCUUGUCUGACAGUUCGUUUUAGUGAUAACUUUUCUAUAAUAUUUGUGUUUAUCAGGGACGUACUCAACAGGAGGUGCCCAAUAUUGUACAGCAUGUCCAGCUGGUAAAUACUGUCCAUCUACUACUAAUUCUACUGAGAUACCUUGUUCUCCUGGAUCUUUUUCAUAUGGCGGAGUUGCUGUGUGUCUUACAUGUCCUAGUGGAUGGAAAUGUCCGAAUACUGAUGGGUCUGGUAAUGCAAGGUGCCUGCCUGUAAGUAAUGGUCUACCAAAUACUGUAUGUAAAGUAUUUUUAUGCAUUCUCAACAGUGUUACUUUCUGCAUGAGAAUAACAAUUUAGCUUUCUGCUCUUACCCCUAAAACUCCUAACAGCUUAAUUGAUCUUUGCGUUUAGAACGCGUGCCAAUUGCUUCUAGAACGUGUUCCAACUCUUCUAUGUUGUUUUUCCGCGUUUUCUGUUAUGUUAUUUCGAGACAGUACUGUACCUGCAAUAUGUAAUGAUAUUGUUUAGGAUACAUAUUUACUGAGUAAUCAGACUAGAUGUACAGAUUGUCGAUCUUAAUGUAAUGAUAUAGGGUACUUAUUCACUGGGUGGUAAUCAGACUAGAUGUACAGAUUGUCCAUCUUAAUGUAAUAUAUUUCUUAUGAUACUUAUUCACUGGGUAAUCAGACUAGAUGUACAGAUUGUCUAUCUUAAUGUAAUGAUAUUGUUUAGGGUACUUAUUCAUUGGGUAAUCAGACCAGAUGUACAGAUUGUCCAUCUUAAUGUAAUAUAUUGCUUAUGAUACUUAUUCAGUGGGUAAUCAGGCUAGAUGUAUACAGAUUGUCUAUUUUAAUGUAAUAUAUUGCUUUUAAAAUACUUAUUCACUGGCUAAUCAGACUAGAAGUACAGAUUGUCCAUCUUAAUGUAAUGAUAUUGUUUAGGAUACUUAUUCAGUAGGUAAUCGGACCAGAUAUACAGAUUGUCCAUCUUAAUGAAAUGAUAUUGUUUAGGAUACUUAUUCAGUAGGUAAUCGGACCAGAUAUACAGAUUGUCCAUCUUAAUGUAAUGAUGUUGUUUAGGGUACUUAUUCAUUGGGUAAUCAGACUAAAUGUACAGAUUGUCCGCCGGGGUAUGCUUGUCCAUCCAUUUACACGGACGAUAAGAAAAGUUGUGAAGCUGGAACAUAUUCUGCUGGGAAACAAACGGUGAGAGGCCGAAUAUUAAUCGUAAUAUUUAUCUUUUAUUUACUUGGUUUGCCACAACGGUUGGAAAAAGCUCAGUAAUCUAUAGACAGUUAUAGUGUACAGUAUAUCAACAAUAGUAAGUAUAACAACUAAUAAACGAAAUAUGUGCGCGGAUUGCUAUUAACACAUAUCUGACAUUAGUAAAUUUCUUAUACAAUCCUCGACAUCAUGUUCAUUAGUACCGUCCAGUUUGCUUCUUAUUUCGUAAAUUUGAGAGAAAUGAUAAAAGUAUUGUGGAACGAAUUUACUAAAUAUAAGAGAGAAGUAUAACUCUAACUCUUUCCUCAUAUAGCUAUGCACAGUUUGUCAACCAGGUUUCAAGUGUCCAUACCCAGAUAGAAAUACAAUGACUGAAUGCAAAGAUGGUAGUUAUAGUAUUGGAGGUAAACCAAACUGUACAGAGUGCCCUGCUGGCUUUGCUUGCCCAUCAAAAACAGAUGAUCUUCAAAUACCAUGUUAUCCAGGAAGUUACACUUUAGAUAAAGCUAGGGUAAGUAAAUUAUAUACGUCUCAGUACCAGUAGCGUAACCUGACGUUUUCCGGCACGAGGGCGUUGUUAUCAAUACGUAGCAAAAACGCGGUAUUUAGUCGUUAAGUUAAUUAAUAUAGUAUUCUUUGUUUGCAAUGACGUAAUUUUGGGAUUUCAGUUGAAGGGCAGGUAUAACAAAAACGGCUAUUUUAAUGUAUUGAUCGAGUUUAAUACUCAAAAGAUGAAUUACCGUUCAGUUUUUCUUGCUACAACCAUUCUGAUAGGAGAAAAAUCGUCCACAAGUUGUUUGAUUGCCCGUCAUUUGGAUGAAAAUCACGUGAGCGAAUCAAAGAAAUCGGGCAUUUCAACCUCGUUCCCAGGCUCGUACCUCUUCUGGAGGAGAGACCCUGGUAGGAGCUGGUCACGUGAUCUGCUAAAAUCUAGCAGAUUUCUAAUUAACUAUCUUGGAUUUCUUUAAAAUCAAAUCAAACUUGCAAAACAAAAUGCAAGUUAUAAAAAUAUCAAAUAUUUAUCAACAUCAUCAUCAUUUGUUGUAAAGAAGCUGAGCAUUCAGAUAUCCGAUGGUAAGGAUGGUUCUGGAGUAGGGCUAUUUGUUCAGUUACCUGGAAUAAUAUAGAGUGCAUUGUAUAUAUGCCUAUACAAUGCAUUCUAAAAACACCCUCAUUAAAAUUUUCCUGGUUAAUCUAGAAAUAACCCUAUUUGGGUUAACUUAAUAUUCCUAGUUAAUUUUCCUGGUUAUUUUAUCUCAGUUCUUACCAUAGUCUGGUUAAUAUAACCAGGAAUUUGGAAAUAUUUGACCAGGACGUCCUGGUUAAAUUAACCAGACUAUGUUAGGUGGACAAACAACCAGGGCCCAAAUAGAGUUAUCUCUAGGCUAACCAGGGAAAUUUUAACCAGGUUGUUUUAAGAGUGUGUAUUAUUGUUAAUAGUACAGGUGUGCGUCUUGUAAAGUUUAAUUACCAAUUACCGUACUCUCAAUAAUACUUGUAUAUUUUAUUUAGACUUGUUCACUUUGUCCACCUGGUCAGUUUUGUCCUAAUGUUUCAUCUAUUCCGAUUGAUUGUGCUGAUGGAUCUUACUCCCUCGGUUCAGUGACAGCAUGUAUUUCAUGUCCUGCUGGAUUUUAUUGUGAUGUGAAGUAUUCAGCACCUAGACCAUGUCAACCUGGGAAAUAUAGCAAUAAAUCUGCAACUGAAUGCUCAGAUUGUAGUCCGGGUUAUGUUUGCGCGGAGGGUAGCAGUUCUGCUAAACCAGGUAUUUAGUCAUACACUUCGAUUUAAUCGCUAGCGACUAAAUGGUUGUGACUCAAAUCGUAUUUUAGGAUAACGUAUAUUUUAGCAGUAAUUAAAAUAAUUAUAUCAUUUUAAAUUUUAUGUUAAUUAUUUUCAUGUAUGUCCUGUACAUGUAGUAAAAAGUCAAUGGUAACGUUAUUUUGCUAUUUUAGGUUCAGGUAUGUGUCCAAGUGGUUAUUAUUGUCCUGAUGGUUUAAAGAAAGAGCCAUGUCCAGCUGGAACAUAUGGAAAUACAAGUGUGGCUAAAUCUGAACAAGAAGGUUGUCAAUCAUGUCCUCCAGGAUUCUUUUGUCCUCAAGGAACUUCUGGAUAUCCAACUGCAUCGUAAGUGCAAGUUCACGUUGAUUAUGUUUGGUUGUGCAUUGUGAUCCAUGACAUCAAAGUAAUCCAUUAAGAUAACGUUUUUGAUUUAUUGUCGCUAAUUUAUAAUCUGUUUGUAACCCUGGCAUGAUCGCUAAACGAGAUAGCCUUGUAUUCUAUCUUGUAUUUAUAUGGGAACAUUUUAUCCCUAUGACUACAAUCUCUGCCAAAAACUAUGGGGACAGUAGUGUGUGGCAGUAUACAGAGCAGUAAAUACAGUAGUGUGUGUGUGUGUGUGUGCAAUAUGGGCGCUAAAAGGAUGAUGGGAAUAAUCAUAGUUUUAAAUCUGUUUAGCAUAUCAGUAGCCUCGUGAGGAUACUUUUAGCGACAGCUCGCAAUGCAAAUGAAGUUUUAGAAUAUGCAAAAUUUGGUUGUUGGUGAAACAAUUUAAAUUUCUGGUUGUCACGUGUAGCAUCACAAUAAUUAAAUAAAUAAAUUGUAUCAGUUCCACGAGGCAUGACCUUUCUGAUGUGUUUGGCUUGUUUCAAACGUCGCGCUACUUAUGUGUCGAACGCAUUAUUAAAAACAAUAGAUAAUGAGAUGAAAUGCCUAUGGUAACUGUUUAUUUCGUGGUGUAAGCCAUUAGCUUUACCGAACAGAAAGUCGUCAUGCCCAAAUAAGAGCUCUUGCAAUCCAACAUUUAAUAAACAAGUUAUGAAGGGAGUGAUAAGGAAUUGUUUAUCUCUUAAAAAAUGUUAUUCUAAUCCACAUUUUUGAAUAACGUGCCUACUCUAGCCAAUACCUGCUCUAGCCUGUGCUUGCUACUGUUCUAGGUUGUCGGCGACCCUAUAUAAUAUAGUUCUUGCAGUGUCUUUUUCAAUUUGAAACUUUACACUAUCUUGGAUCCCCAGUGUACUAAUAAGUUUACAAUAUGUUACUAUACAUUUAUUUAUUUUUUCAGGAUCCGAUGUCCUCCUGGUCAUUAUUGUGAACUGAAAACGGAAACUCAGUUCCAAUUUCCUUGCCCUGAUGGCAUGUACAAUAACAAGUGGGGAUUGGAAAGGGAAAAUCAGUGUAGUGAGUGUAAUGCUGGGUAUACAUGUACAGGAGGAGAUCCUGGUGGGGAUAAAUUAUGUCCACAUGGACAUUAUUGUUUUCGUGGAAAAACUCAAUGCCCUACUGGAGAGGGAACUGGAACAGGAAAUAUUUCUCCAUGCAAGUGUCCUGGUGGAACAUUCACUGAACAGCAAGGAGCUACACGUAAGUUCACUGAUAAUGCCUACAUCAUGUAGACAACAUGGAAAUACGUUUAUAGUCUGGCAUGAGUAAAGACUUUUCGCUGGCGUUACGCUCGCGCGCGCAUUAAAAAAUCUCGAACCCAGGUCGCUUAUAUAUGUUCGACCAACUCUGUAUUACUCUGUAUAUACAGUCGAAACAAAACUUGAAAAUACGGCGACCAUAGUAACAGAGCCAAUUACGGGCCAAACAGCUAAUUUGUAGAGAUUUUGGGGGUCAAACAGUGAAAGUGGGAGUCAUUGGUCGCAAUUGAUUAUCCACCGCAUUAGGAAAACCUUUGUGCACGAAAAAAUUCGGACCCACUCUUACCUCGGUAACUUUUCUUCUUCCUGCUGCAAAUGCGUUGAUAUGGUAUUUGCUCGAUGGCAUCGGUAAAGAAAGAGCAAAAUCACUGACAAAGUUCCAACUGUGGAUUAAGGUGGAGCUAGUCUAAAGACAAAAGCUAGUUAAAAUAAGUAAUAUUUAUGGAUUGUUUUGCCAUGCAAGUUUAUAUUGUGUUUCAGAAAAGUCUCAAUGCAAGACAUGUCCAGUUGGUUAUUAUUGUCAUAGUGGAACUGCUGAACCUCAAGCUUGUCCUCCUGGAACGUUCAAUAACAUGCCGGGACUGUCAGCUGAUUGCAGGUCUGUGUUCUUGCUUACAUGCACUGUGAAAGAAUAAGCAUGAUUUCUAGGUCAUUUCCCUGCACAUGUCCUUUGAUGUUUAUUAUUGAGUAAUCCAUAUAGCUACAGGUAAUACACUGUAGGUGGUUUUCGCCUUACGUCGUCGCUUCCAUGUUGUUUUGUUUGCAAUUUCAUCCGACAUGGCGAAAAUCUUUUUGUUGGAUCACUGAGGAUUGGUUGGAAACCAUCAAUAAUUUAUGCAUUGUUUCUGAAACGUCGAUUGCACAUGGUCAGCGUCUUCAGUUUUGUUUACUUCGGGUAAUAACCUAAUCCUGACAAUGAUCCCAACCGCUGACCCUCACCUAUAAGCGGCAAUCUUAGAAAUAAGGGAUAUAAAUUCAUAGAUUUACUGUAUGUUAUUUGCAUAUAUUUUAACAUUAUAUUAAUCGAGUUCAAUGGUUUUUGUUACUGUACAAUGUAUUUUUAUAGACUUUAUAACUAUUUGUAAUUUGAAAAUUGGAACAAAUUGUUCUUCAUAUAGUUACCUUUAUCUAUAUCUUGCUUAUUUUCAUCAAAUUUAUCAGUCAAAUUUUUCAUUUAUGGAAUACAUGUUCAGCUUCCCCCGUUUUUAGUGUGAAGUUUCUUCGAAACUUCACAGUAUUGUGAUGGUGGGGAAAAUUCAAACGAAACAGUCAGUCAGUCAGUCAUUCAGUCAUACAGUAAACUUUCCGGGGGGCGUGUACGAUUUAUGUUCGUAGUGAUUUAUUGUGCUUAGUCAGUACUUUGAAGGUUAUUUAGGCAAUUUCAGUUAACUUAUUUACAUAUUCUGUUAUCCUUUUACCAAGUUCACAAAAAUUUCGAGCAAUCGCUUUCGUUAUUGUAAUUCUUUGUAAAUUUUAGAACAUUCGCUUCUCAUGUUGUGUAAAGGAUCUUUACCCCGGAACACCCGAUUUUUCUUUAGUAGCGCAAAUGCGCAUGCGCUAUCAAGCCGUAGAUCACGAUGGCGUGACGAUAUGCUAGGAAGGAGUGACAGUGUUGUUUUCAGAUGUAUAAACAUUUCAGACGUGAAUAUUGAGUAAAUCUUUGAAAAUCUACGCAAUAUAUAAAUUGAUCUUAUGCAUUACGGCCGUUCAAUUAAUAAGUGUCGAUAAUAUUUAGGCGGUAUAUUCAUUAUACAGAGCUAGGAAGGAGCUAGACCGCCUAGACAGUGCAUUUAAGACUCAAGUGUAUAAACAUUUCAGACGUAAAUAUUGAGCCGAAAAUCUUUGAGAUUCUAGGCAUUCAAUUGAGUGCUGAUAUUAUUUUCACGGUAUACUCAUUAUACAGGGGUACAGUAUGUACGAAGAAGCGAGACAGUGUUGUUUUUCAAAUAUAUAAACAUUUCAGACAUGAAUAUUGAGAAAAUCUUUGAGAUUCUACGCAAUAAUAUGAUAUAUAAAUUGAUGAGUAUGGUUACCGGCGUUCAAUUAAGUGCCCAUCGAUAGACGAUAUUAUUUAGACCGUGUAUUCAUUAUACAUUGUUAUUUGACUGUAUAAGGUGCCACAUCACAGAAUAGUACACUCAGUCAAAGAGCGAAAAAUUGCAUCAGAUCAAUAAAGCAUCAACAACUAUUAAACAGAAGCGGGCGUUCGUACAGGCGUUUAUGAAGAAAAUAUUGCGAGACGAAGGAAAUCAGUUGAGUCAGAGCUCCUUAUUUUAAUAAGAAAGACGAGGAGAUAGCCAAUAUGUUAUCGCCAACGUGUUAUCGCCAAUCGCUUGGCUCACCAACAAGCUUUAUGCAAUGGAAGAAAAAAGCAAGGAGGUACAUGUAGCCAACGUGUACUGUCGCGGACCUUGUUUACUGUCUAGCACAACGCCGUUGUCAACGGUGCAAAUUCGUGUUCAGUGCAACGUUAACUCUACCAGAUCUUACGAGAAUUAAUCUGUAGUAUUCUGUACACAGAACUGUAUCAAAGCUUGUCAAAACUGCUUUAAACACUGCUAUAACUGUGAAACUAUUGAAAUCUAAAGUGACAUUAUUCAAAACAUGCGAAAAGCUAAAAAUAGACACAACGUGACACUGGGAAAAGUCAAAGGUCAAUGCGGACUUGUUAUUGUAAAACAUGUCACAAUUAGGUUAAAAUGCGGAAGCGGAUGGAGCGGACCACAGAACGGAAAUGCGAAAAAAAUACGGAACGGAUGAAGAUAAAAUGCUUCCUUUCAAUGAUGUAACGACGUAGUGCUUAUUAUUUAUAACAUAUCGUAUACAUCUAUUUCAAUUAUAAGUUUGCAGUAGCCUUGUGCGGAUGCUUUUAGCGACAGCUGCAAUUGAAAUUUCGAAUUGUCGCGUGUAGCAUCACAAUAAAUAGAUAAAUUGUAUCAGUUUCACAAAGCACGUUUCUGAUGUGUUAGGCUUGUUUCAAACGUCACGCUACUCGUGUGUCGAGCGCAUUAAAAGCAAUAUAUAAUGAGAUGAAAUGCCGUUGGUGAUUGUUUAUUUCGUAGUGUAAGACAUCAGCUUUUCUAGGUUGUCAGCGACCCUAUAUAGUUCUUGCAGAAUCUUUUUCAAUUUGAAACUUCACACUAUCCUUGGAUCCCUAGUUUUCAGUUGUAUAGAGGAACUAGAGAACAAUUUAGAACAAACCGGAGUAUUGCAUUGUUAUUGAUUGCAUUACAAUCAUAAAAUGAAACGUUUAUGUUAUUAUCUGUGUUUUGUUUAGACCUUGUUUUGCUGGCAUGGCAUGUCCUCUGUAUGGUCUAUCCUGGCCAACACUGACAUGUAACGCAGGCUAUUACUGUCCUCAAGGAUCAUCUAGUCCAAAUGCGACAUUGAAUGCAUGUCCUGCUGGUACUUAUACAGACUAUCAUAAUUUGACUCAUUCUCGAGAAUGUACACCAUGCCCUGCUGGCCAGGCCUGUGAAGCUGGGACUGGAGGGAGACAAAAACCUCCACAACUUUGUGCCAGAGGUUAGUGCAUGCUACUACUUGGAUCAGGGGGUGCAUGUUUAUAUGAGCCUUGCAUGAAGGACUGGCCCUACCGGGCGAAAUCCGCGCGCCAACUGAAAUCCUUAUUAGAAAUUGUUUUCGUUUAUAUGAGAGGAGGGCCAGGCGAGGUCUCGCUCUUGACUCCCCGAGAUUUCGCCUAUAGUAGGGCCAGCCCCUCAUGUAAAUUUCAGAUAUAAAUGCAACCGGGUGGGCUGGAUCUCUUAGUAGAGCUGAGUUAAAAAGCCUGCCGUAUCCGUAUCACAAGGUUUUUGCGAUUCAAAUAUAAAGCUCUGGAACAAUAUAUUCAAUUUUAUGUUGGUUAUUGUUCGCAAAUUUGCUUGGCAGAAUACGGUUUUAGACUUCGUAAUAAAAUAGAUGAGUUGAGUGAAGCCAUGUAGGGAUCAUGUAAACACCCCUUCGGGUGUUUAUUUCCGUGGUUUUUGCACAUGCAUCGGUUGCCACAGACUGGUUGCUCAAUGUAAGUUAACAGUAUUCGAUUCACUGUGAUAUGAUCAGUCCACUCAAUGGAUCAAGUUAUCGGGUCAGUGGAUCAGUCCCAUAUGGAAAGAGUUUAUUCGGAUUCUCCAGGUUUCGUUUGACUAGAACUCUAAGGAGAACUGUGAGAGCUGUCCACUGUAAAAUGUAGAUAAAGAUGGUUUAGCUUGGUUUAAUUUAACUACACGGUAUACUUUCGUGAAACUGUGUUACAAAAUAUAAUAAUUAUUUAAUUUUGCCUUCGUAGGUCAUUAUUGUCCUAUGGGUACGCGAAAACCUACCCAAUACCCGUGCACUGCUGGUUCCUGGGGUAACCUGACCAACCUUGAGAAACAAGCAGAUUGUUAUCAAUGUCCUAAGGGUUGGUACUGUCUUGAAGGAAGUGAUAAACCUACUGAUCUCUGUGAAACUGGACAUUUUUGUCCGAGAGGUAAGGAACAUCCAAGAUAACGUACAACACCACCCUAAAAUCCUCUUCAAAACAGACACCUCUCUAAUGCGGACACUUGCUGUGUCCCUCCAUGCAUGAGUGUUCUAAUUUGAGAGCGUUGACUGUAUACCAUACGUUAUAUAGUAUCUGUUUUGGCUUCGGUAUAUAUAUGACGUUAUGAUAUGUAAUACACUAUAUAUACAUUAUACAGUAUAUGAGCGGCCGUGUUGUAUAGAUAUACAAACUCGACCUGAGGGCGAGAGGUUUUAUGUUUGAUACAACACCGACGCGAAAGCUGCAUAUUGCUUGUGAAACGUAAGAAUUUUAAAAGUUGUGUUCCUGACAACUGUGCAUUAUCCUAUUCAUGGGCAGAAAUUACGGACAUAAUAUAUAUUACUUCCUUACUAAUUUACAUAUCACGUUGAGAUUCAACUGUAAACAGUGAAUUGUAUUACGCCAUUGACAUUGUGAGAGUAAGAUUUUGCAACUUAAUUGCCGCACUUGCUGGAAGCAAAACAAAGUCUUUCGAAGUAUUUAGUGUAACAUUGACCGGGUUUUGGUCACUAUCCAUCCUGCAUUUUAGUUUAUUCUGAGUGUGGUACAUUUAUAUCUUUUUUAUAUAUUGUAUAUAAACAAUGACCUAACUUUUGUAGAAAUAUAGAAAAAAUGAAAAAUUAGGCUCGUUGGAACUUAUGUAAACGAAGCCAAUAUUACAUUAAAUAGUUCGACAAACUUUGUAUUAACCAUGCUUCCGGCAAGUGUGGUAACUUGCGAACGACCUAACCUUAUUCGCAUAUUAUGUGAUUUACAACAUCGCGCAAUACAAUUUACUGUUCACAGUUGAAGCUAUGUUUUAACGUGACAUGUAAAUUAGUGAGGGAGUGGAAUAUGUUGCGUCCGUAAUUUCUGGCCUGCAUGUUAUGUGAUAGUUACGUCAUUGUCAGCCUCGAUCUCCCAUCCUUGUUUCAUGUGCACUCAGAAUAUGCUGGAAGUGUCUAUUAAAAAAAAUAGAAAUUAUAGGCAGUACCAAAUAUAUAAUUUGUUUUACUAGGCACUCGUUAUGGAACCGAAUUUCCUUGUAGUGCUGGGACAUUUUCAAAUCGUACUGGUAAUGUGCGCUGGGAAGUCUGUGACGACUGUCCUCAAGGUCAUUACUGUCCAGCUGGAACUUCUGUUCCUAAGAAAUGUCCCAGAGGAUCAUACUUGGAAGAAAUCAGAGCCCGGGUAAGGAAAAUAUCUUAGAGAAAAUAUCUUUUUGUAUAAUAAUGAUUGUUCACAGACAUCAAUUAGCAGAAGGGUUGAGAAUUGUUUCUGUCGAUCACGUGAUUGAUUGAUUCAACGACACAAUAAAGCUCCGUGGGCAAAUUUUUCUGGGAGGGGGUUUGAAGUCCCAACCAACUACUUAAAUUUUCUUGAAUUAUAGUCUUUUACAUAUUUGCAGUACCGGUGAAAUGAUUUACCAGGGUUUAAAAUAAAUAUUUUGAAAUUAGAUAUAUUUCUAGGCUGUUUGGUACAUGUACUUUUUGGCGAUUUGUUCAGGUUUCAUGCUUUGAUGGCCUUAUCCAGAAAAUACCCCACCACCCAAAAAGACUGCAGGCCCUUAAUACCAAGGACACAGAUCAAAUUUCGAUUUUCCAAUCUAGAUUGACAGAAAGAUUACAAAGUGUGCAUCAAAAUUAGACUGCACGUGCUGUUAUCUUUUUAAACAUCAAAUUCACAAAUUUAAACAUCAAUGCCCAGCAUAAUGUAGGUAUACAUAAGCCAUCACAAAAUGAAAUUUUAAAACUCCUUAAUUAUGCGCAUUAUGCAUGCUGGGCAUUGAUAGCCAUGCUAUUUUAAACGAUGUUUACCCAUAGAAACUUUGUACUUCUCUAGGAGAGUCAGGGUCCCGCUCAUAGAAAAAAUAUCUGAAAUACUAAUACAGAAUUAAACCCAUGCAAUCUCCACUAAUCAACAAGGUUGCCUGUGGACAUACGUUACUUUUUUAUUACCCAUAACAUUGCAGUCAUAAUGAUCUCACUUAAUUUUGAAAUAUUAUAUUCUAGAUUGUUUCAGAGUGUAAAACAUGUCCUGCUGGUUACGUAUGUGCUGAAUCAGGCACUAUUUAUCAUGAACAAUGUGGGAGAGGAAAUUACUCCGUAAGUGUUGAUGAGACGUUCUAGUUUCGUAGUACUUUUUCUUUAUGAUAUUAAGGAUUAACAUUCAAGCAUGAAAAUCUUAUAAUAUUAGCAAAAAUAUUGCUGUCACUAAAGUUUGGUAUGCAAUAUCAACACAAGCAAUGCCUCCCCCCGUCCCCCUAAUGGCUUUGAAAAACCGAGGGAAACGUUUCUUGUGAGUUUCAUUUUGUUCAUGACGCCACACGUUCUGUUUCCGAUUUUAUACGCUUAACCUUAAGUCGAAGUGUUACUGUAUGUCUCAUGCUUAUUGUAUUUGGCUGUUUUGCUGUCUUUUCUAAACCGUGCACUGCUUUGCUAGUGGAAACUGCUAGGAUUAUUAAAAAUUCGUAAAAUAUGUAGUGUCCUCCACUGAAAACAAAACGAAACGAAACAAUUGUAUUUAUUUAUUGCCAUGACUUGUUAAAUUUAUUUAUUAUCUUUGGUUUCAUCCUCUUGUGUGUAUGAUGUAUCUAACUGGAAAAGAUUUUGAAAAUCCAUAGAAGGUCAUAGAAUGGAAAUUGUAUGGACCUUUAUUGGAAAUAGAAUGGAUUUUGCUUAUCCAUAAUAAUUGUAUAUUAAUUUCCAUGUAUAUUUCCAAUGGUAUGGAUAUACUAUGGAUUUAGUGCAUCAUGGUGCAAUUGCAAAUUUCCUAGUAUGGAUUUCGCAUUUUUUUCCAGUGUCUUCAAACCCUUGAAUGUAAAUCUUACGUAACUUUUAUUUUCUUCGUUUCUUUAUUUUUUAGUCGCCAGGAGCAUAUGUGUGCAUUACUUGUGAAGUAGGGUUUUAUUGUGCUGAUGAUGCAACCAGUCGAACAGUAAUGUUGAAUAAAAUGAUCUGUCCAGCCGGCAUGCAUUGUCCAGCUGGUAGUGAAAUUGCACCAGAUCUCGUGAAAAAUGCUUGCAAGAAAGGACAUUAUUGUUUGAAAGGGAAUGAGGUAUGGUGAAAGAAAGUUGACCGGCAAUACAUCAUGAUCUUGUUACUCUCCUUAUAAAAACAUGAAAGUCCAUAAUUUAAUUUUGCAAAUUGAGCACUCUAAAGUCCGUAAUCUCUAAUUCUUAAAUCCAACGUACCUUGCAUUUAUACAGAAUGAGGAAGAGCUAGAUACCCACUCUCAUUUUCCUUUUAGGCACAUAUAGGUGAAAGGUAUAAAUUAAGAGGCAAUCAUGCAGUAAAUCGCUUCAGUUUCUAAUUCUAUUUUAUGACUCAAGCACUUUUAUUUUUAGUAUAGUUAUCAGUUUUUACAAUCUAAAAUGAAAAUGAACUUUGGUAAAUUAACAUGGAAUCAUCAGAAUUUGAAACAGAAAGAUCAUACUGUAAAUCACAAUCAUUGUUGCCAUGACAAUUAUUAUCAUGCCAAUGGUGUCACCUUUACAUAUUUCGAACACCAUAGAAGAUAUUGAAAAAUUAUUAAUAACUAACAUUACAGUUUAAAAGUUCCUUUCAACUAGAUAAAUUUCAAACUUGAGUAUGAUCACAUAUGUUAAAAAUAUAGACCUCGUGUUUUUCAAUGCGCGUGGUUAAAAAAUAGACAGACCGUAGAUUGUACGAUAUUAUACAUGUGCAACAAUAGUUAAACUAUGCUAGGCUGUAGUUAUAUUCAGGACAUUAUCGCAAUUAAUUUUUGUUGUCAAGUAUAUGUUUGUAAAUUUGAUUUUUCAAGAUUCCCAAAUCUCAUUUCCAGGCCUGCUAGAAUAAGAAUGUGAUAAUUUCGGAAAUAUUCCUAACCUAACGAAACUAUUUUUCUUUACAUAUAGAAUGCAUAUGAAAUUCCGUGUCCUAAUGGAACUUUUAAUUCCUUUACCGGCCGAAAACACGUCAGUGAUUGUCAACAAUGUCCUGAGGGGUACUUCUGUGAACGACAGGGCUUAGAAAAAGUCGUAAGUAUUGUGUAUAUACAUCGUUUACUCUUUUUGGAUACAUAAGAUGUUUGUAUAAGAUGUUCGGAUAAUCGGUUUAAAAAGUUUCUGGAUUUCGAAUUUUUCAUAGUUGAGCCGGUUUUGAGUGGAAAAACCUGUUAUUUUAUCGUGGAUAAUUUAAUUUAUUUUAGGUCGGUUCAAAUAUUAAUAGAUGCAUGAUUUUUAAUUUCAAUAGACAAUUCCCAUUAUAGACUAAUUUUAAAACUAGGCAAGGAGAUGCAAAUAAAUCACCACAGCUAGAAAGAGCAUACUAAAAUUAGUAAAAAAUUUGGUUGCGAUGUAAAAUGUGGAAAAUAUAGCCUUGCAAAGUUUGCAAAUUUUGUAUACUUUUGUAUUGCGUGCGACAUUUUCGGCCUAAAUGUGGUAGGAAUGUGGUAGGAAUUUCCGCAAGCAAUACAAAAGUAUACAAAAUUUGCGAACUUUACAAGACUAUAUUUUCCUCAUUUUACAACAUUUCGCAACCAAACUUUGUAAUUUUACUAAUUUUAGUAUGCUGUUUCUAGCUGUGCUAUUUAUUUGGGUUUCCUUGCCUAAUUUUAAAAUUAGUCUAUAAUGGGAAUUGUCUAUUGAUAUGUGAGUUUAUUGAGUUUCUGACUGAGCGCGCGGGUUUCCAUAAAGGCUAUUGCCCAAUUGAUAGGGGACCGAGGUCCGUAUACCUAGUGCGUUUUAACCUCCUUAUCCGAGAUGACGGGAAAGUCUAACCAUUUACUAAUGUCAAUGUAAAGGUAGCACUUUUUCCUCAAUUAUUUUAAGACCUUGAGUAGAGGCCCGACCCUGGAUUCAGGAAUGAACCCGCGAGUCUCCCAGCUUGAAAGGCAACUGAAUAUAUUGAACUAAAUGUAGCUUCAUAACUAGGUGUCAGUAGCAUUUCACAGAACUGACCUAAAGCCUUCAUUGCCUGUCAAGAUAAGGAUGACUAAUUCAAAGUAAUCGCCUUUGUCGUGGUUUCCUACUAGGGUGAUUCCCGGAAAAUGUUGGUGAAAACACUACAAAAGCGUUAUACAUGACAUUCAGAAACUGUUUUUCUAUGAAUUCUAGGAAGGAGAUUGUCCACCUGGUCAUUACUGUCCCUUUGGAACUGCUUAUAGAAAUUCCUUUCCUUGCCCAAUCGGUUUUUACCGUAGUGCAUCUUCCGCAAUAUCAGAAAUGGAUUGCUCAGUUUGUAUUGCUGGAUAUUACUGUGAAAGCAAGGGACUGCCUUUAUCUGAGCCUUGUCCUGUUGUAAGUACAAUAAAUGCAUUUUUGCAUCGGCUUUCGGUUAGGUUUUAAAUAUGGUAUUUUUCAUAUGGUGCUACACAGUAAACUUGCUGAUGGUAAAAUUCAAAUGUUUUGAUGCUAAAUGGUACCAUUACAAAUAUUUGCCAAUCAAUCUAUAACUUCAUAGUUACUUUGAGAACUGUCGUUUUUUCUAGAGUGUACCACUAUAUAUGUGUUGCAAAUGCCCCACUAUAAUCUACCUAAACUUGCAUGAAAUUUACCAAUAUCGCAAAAGCAAAUAUUUCCGUAUAGAAAUUUCUGUAAAUGGUAAUUUGGAUAAAACCAAACACCAUAAAAGUGCAACCUCUGGCAGGAAUCGAACCUGCAGCCCUGCAAUUCCGGUGCAGCGCUCUAACCAACUGAGCUACAGACUCCAGUUGUCGAGCUCUAACCACAAGUUCCUGUAUAUAUAUACUAGGGUACUGCCAUGAGGUAUGGGUAAAUAUCAAGAUUUUGUUGGCAUCUCACUCGAUUGAAUAAUAGUUGAAGGUUUUGGGUCUGAGGUGCAAUAAAUAUAUAUAAAAUUUACACUUGAUAAUUUCCAUCUACAAAAUCUUUCAACUAUUCAAUCGAGUGAGAUGCCAACAACAUCGUGAUAUUUAUAUUUUAUACUACAAAGAGCACUUUGCACCACGAAAACACUGCUUUGUAAUGCGUCACAAGCCAUUAGGUGUUUGUUUUUCACAAUUUCUUAACGCGAAAAAUAAGAUAUUUUCGGUUCUAUAGUUCAUCCCCAGGUUUAUGGUAUACUUUCUUUUUUCCAGGGGUAUUUCUGUCCCACUGGUUCAACAAGACCUCAGCCGUGUCCUAAUGGUUACUAUGGCAACUCAUCACACGUGAAGAGAAGUGAAGAUUGUGCACCAUGCCCUGCAGGAGAAUUUUGUGCCGGAUUUGGUUUAACAAAACCAACAGGAUUGUGUGAUGCUGGCUUUUAUUGCAGAGGGAAAGCUUUUACAUCGGUAAUGUUCAUGGAUUCUUUUUUAUAGUAUGGAACUCCCAUUGUUUUAUAUUUUGAUAUUGUAUAGUCCAGUGUGCGUCUAAUAUGUCUCGUAUCAAAUAUGCUUAAAGGUUACUAAAAAAAUUCUAAGAAUCUGUGAAAAUUUCUGAAAAUACCUUGAUGUUUUCAGUUCAGAAGAAAUCCAUUUCAAUAUAUAUGAAAAAUCCCGAAAUCGUUUGCGGUCCACGAUAUUAAUGUCGAAAAAUGCUUCAACGUCACUCACAAUCCUUUGAAAAUCCCAGAAAAUCCCAAGAAAUUAAUAUCUUCAAAUUUCGCACUCUCUUCAAUCAUUCACCCAUUGGUCAACACGCUUUAAUUUAUAGCCUACAAACUUGACAACAUGAACAUUUCGCCAGUCUGAACAUAUUUCAAACAAAACUGUGAGUUCUAUUGUUAAGCAUUCUAAUAAUAUUUUAUUAGAGAUCCACGACAGAAGCGCCUACACGUAAAAUACGUAUCCCAAAAUCUUGAAAUACAAGGCCGUUGGGUUCUCCCAGAAAAAAAGAGUAGAAUUCAGACCUUUCGAAUUCGGCAAGCCACAGGUGUGACACUUGUCCAUGGUUGCACCAUCCUAUAAGAAAUGUGGCAUAUAACGCGUCCUAUCCAGCACGGAAUUGAUCGGGACCGAAUACGAUACAUCGUAGAUAUAUGAACAUUGUAUUUGUAUACAUGUAAAAUUUAGAUUAAAAACAAAGGAAUUUUGCUUGAAGUAGUACAUGCACAUAUUAAUUAUCUCUUCUUUCUUUGUGUUUAAUUACUUACCAGGCUCCACCAGACGGUCCUACUGGAGGUCUAUGUCCUGCAGGUGGCUAUUGCCCGGAGGGAGCAAAAACCCCACAGUCGUGUCCGGUAGGGACCUAUAGAAAAUCGAAAGGAGCAAGUUCACCAGCAGACUGCCAGGCGUGUGAUCCAGGGUAAGAAUAAACCUUUUCCUAGUUCGGAAAACAUUUUAUUGCCAAUUUUAUUUAGGUUUUAGCUAUACCUGAAUUACGAACAGUCGGUUUGUUUUGCUACACUGUCGCGGGAGGCGUUCGCGGGUGGUUAUCAGCUUAGCUACAUAUUUUCAAGCGCGCGUCACGCGACCGCGUUACUUAGGCAGGUGAUAUGAUGAGUUCUAGUGAAACCUGGAGAGACGACGAAGGUUUUAAGGCUACCUCCUUUUUACUAUUGCUGGUGUACUGUAUUGUUUUGAAAAAUGAGCGUGUAGGUUCCAAGACAGAAUCUUACACGGCCUUGCAUGCAUGCAAAGAUACGAAUUUUAUUAUUCAUCUUCAUAGCAAAUAACAUUUUUCACGACACAAGUUGUGCAUAGCUAUUACACUGUUAAUAAUAUAGCAACAUGCAGUGCAAUUGUUUCGAAGUACAGUGCCAAAAAAUGAAGUGCAUGCUGCAAAAAAAGAAAUACAGAGCAAAUUUCUUAAUUUUUAAAUUUUCUUAAUUUUGUAUUUUUUAAUUUCUAUAAAUGUGACUUACGCACGUGACUGCAUAAUUUUUUCAUGUAUAUUAUUAAUAAAUAAUUGUAUGGUUUCUCGUGCAAUUUGAAAAACAUAUACUCUUGAGUUUUUCAAAGACUUCAAAUUACACUCCUCCUUCGGAUUCGUGCAAUUUUGAUAUUGCAUAUUUUUUUCAAAUUGCACUCGAAACCAUACUAUUACCUAUACUAACUUCAGGGAGUUAAUUUAAUUUCAGCAGAGUUAUUUUGAACCCAAUUUUAAUCCACAUUUGGAGUUAAAGUUGGUUCAAAGUAAUCCUAUACUGGGAGUUGAAUUAACGCCCUGAUUAAUGCACCAAUUCGUUAAGCAAAUAUUCUAAGACAAUUAAGAAAACAACUAUGACACACACAAUGUUGUGGGAGAAGGGUUGUCGAGGAGAAAUGCUCCGAUUAUACUUUAAACUGUGGCCAAAGUGUCGCCCCACAGACUCACUAUUACAGCAAUAUGAUUAUGAUAUAAUUAUAUGUCCUCAGGGGGUCGUAGUUCCCCCAUGUUGGACUUUACCCAAGGGGUAGUAGAUCCCCGAGAUGGGCAUCCUAAAUGUCCAAGGGGUAGUAGAUCCCCGUGAUGGUCAUUGCUUACUUUAACGUCCAAGGGGUAGUAGAUCCCCGUGAUGGUCAUUGUUUACUUUAAUGUCCAAGGGGUAGUAGAUCCCCGUGAUGGUCAUUGUUUACUAUACAAUACACUGUAUAAUACAUUGAUUUGUGUGAGUCUAUGGGGUUGAGGGUGACAUUUGGGAGCACUCCAUCCCCACAAAUACACAGCAUGUGUAUUCCCCAUAGACGAAAAAACCCAACUCCCACCACAACUGUAAUCGUAUAGAAGACAGCUUCUGACAGAUAAUCUUUGUGCUUUUCGAACACAUAUCGUCUAUAUUUCUCUUUCGACACAAUUUAAAUAAUUAAUUGAUUAAAAUCAUGUUAUAUGCAAUUUUUUCUUUAAAACUACACAUUUGAUCGUAAGACAUAUAUUUGAGUAUUACCAUCACUCAUACUACAGCUGGAACAUCAGGGAGGCCAGGAAAAACCUGCAAUAUCUUUACAGGAAACCUGGAUGGGGCCAAGACAACCAGCAGCUUCCCCACAAAGCUUCUAUCUUACAAGUGCGUGAUUGGAGGGUUGGUAACACGACAAACAAAGCUCACCAUCAUUUUUUUUUUUUACGAUUUAUUUAUUUUUAAUGUCAAUGUGCUCGUUGACAAUUUUGCAACAUGUAUUUGUUAACUCCACUUAUUUUAUUUGAAUUAUGAUUGGUGGAACUUGACACAAUAUAAUUCUCGAAUUAUGUAUGAUUGUACGUGACUCUUUAAUCUCAGAAAAAUAGCUUGUUCAAUAUUUUAAAAUAGCAGGAUCAAAAAUUCAAAAUGCAAUUCAGGUGUUUAUAUUAAACCACAGUUUUGUGAUUGAACAUGCAAUCAUGCAUGCAUGAGAAUAGCAGAAAUUGUAAGAAUAUGUAUUUGGUAGACUAAAGAUCAUGCAGUAUAGUGAUAAGACACUAAAAUGAAUUUUCAUGAGUAGCGACAUACCAUACACUGUACGUAUAUACCAAUCUUUCAUGACAUCCAACUUGCCGAUUUAUCACAAAUGUAGAUAAAGUAGAUCUUAAAUUUCUCUAGUCUGCGCACAGACUGUCCCUAAUCCCCCCCGUGGUGGAAGGAUAUGCAAGCAGACUAAAAUUUCUCUCACACAUGAACUUGAUUUCCUAUGUUGUGCCCAGUAAAGUAUUGAUAAUGUAUACGGGCCAAAUAAUUAAGUGUUUGUUUUAUUAAAGAGUGCCUUGAAAUAGCUAGAAAGGAAGUUUUAUAUAAUCUACUUUUGAAUGAUUGAAUACGGUUUAAUGUGACACUUUAUUGAAACCCAAUUCCCGAAUCAGAGGCCCAAUCUGGCCGGGUAAUAACCUCAAGAUGGUAAUAAAAUUGACAUUGAAAUACAGAUCGAUUUAGCGUGAAUGGUCGAUACAUUUGGCGUUCGACAAUUACUAUACCCGAAUUCUGUGAUAAAAUAAAUGAAGUUAAAGCAUUUUGAUUGGUUUGAAAAGCGAAAAACGAAGCAAACGUGUGAAUUCACCGCAUACUUACGCACCAAAUGCAUGUGCAUACAUAAAUACAUUGAUAUACGAAUGAUAUCAAAUGACGCUUGUUGAAUUCGUGUUUAGCCUCUCGAUCUUGUUAUAAUUCCCCCAGCGGCGGUUUCAUUUAACUUCAUCGGUUGAGCCAACGUAUUCCUUUGUCCACCAGGAGGGUAAAAGCGCUUGACCACGGUAGAGUUAUACUUGAAUAGACUGCGUCUCACUGAAUCACACAUCGAUACUUGAGCCAACGUAUUCCUUUGUCCACCAGGAGGGUAAAAGCGCUUGACCACGGUAGGGAUAUACUUGAAUAGACUGCGUCUCACUGAAUCACACAUCGAUACUUGAGCCAACGUAUUCCUUUGUCCACCAAAAGAGUAAAAGCGCCUGCCGAGUUAUAUUUGAAUAAACAUCGUCUCUCUGAAUCAUACAUCAAUACAUCAGCCAAGGUAUUCCUUUGUCCACCAAAAGAGUAAAAACGGUUGCCCGCGGCAGAGUUAUAUUUUACUGAUAAACUGCGUCUCACUGAAUUUCAUAUACGUCAAUACUUGAGCCAACGUAUUCCUUUGUCCACCAGAAGAGUAAAAGUGCUUGCCCGCAGCAGAGCUAUAUUUGAAUAAACUGCGUAUCACUGAAUAAUACUGUGUUACUGACCGUUGUUUUAUAUCCACGAUAUAUCUUUUCCAAAAGUAUAAUUUCGAAGUACUUUGCCGCAGAGGUCAUACAAUUUUGCUUGCAAGUGACACAAUUAGGCUUACUGAUCCAAGCAGGAAACUAUUCAGACGAAAAGGUGAAACCUGAUUGGUCUAUUUUCCCGCACAUGCAUGGGAAGAGAUUUGACAAUGGUUUGUUGUUAAUUCAGCCUUGUGCUUUGCACGUGUAUGAUCACAUGAUUCACAGAUUGACCUUUGUACCAGACCUUUGUACUCCAGGAGACUUUGCACAACUUUACUCUUGUCCUAACGCUUGUUUCAUUAACUUAAGUUUAUAAUGCUAUGGGCAUGUAUAAACUUGCUAUUUAACAGGGUACAAUUGAAAUGGUGCGCAUCAUCAUGGUUUACAUUCUACUAAACCCAUACAAAAUAAUUCUAUACGAUUCAUGUCACACCAUCUCUUACCUAGCCUGCAUGGCAGGCGGUCCCUAAAAUCGGGCAAGCCUGGGAAAGACCUAUGUCUUACCCAGCUAUACCAUAAACCAUUAACGUAUGUGAGCCCAGUUUAGAUAGAUUUCGAAAAUAAACUCUCUAGCUGUUUGGUCGAAUCUACCUUCGUAUGCCCUACAACAUACCCCCAAUGGAAAAGGGAACAAAGUUUAUUUAAUGUAUAAAACACCAUAUCUAUACCAACAAUACCGUAUUGACGUAAUGUACUAAGCAACUAAGGAUGUCCAUGUUAUAGAUAUUACUGUGCAGGAGAUGAUAACCCAAAAACUACAGGAAAAUGUUCAGCAGGUUAUUAUUGCACUGGUUCAUCAGCAACACCUACCCAGUUUCCAGCUUUACAUGGACAUUAUGCUGAAGAAGGAUCACCCUACAUGGUGAAAUGUCCCAUUGGAACUUUUCAAUCAGUACGUUGCACUUUAUUUUAAUUAGUUCAUUCAUUCAGUUUGUGUAAGUCAUUGGGGUGCGUGUGUGUGUGUGCAUGCGUGUGUGUGUGUGCAUGCGUGGAAGUCGUAUGUUCCACCGUAGUGCUCAGGAAGCGACGAAUUGAAAUAUGCUACGUUUUGGUACGAUACUGUUACUAUAAUAUGUAUUAGAUAACUUAAUCACGCCUGUCUGUUAUUACAAAUUCCAAAAUUUUAGUGUUGAAUUAAUAAAGUCGCUCAUCUUACAAAAUAGAUCUUUUUUAAUUAAUGGGAAGAGACCAUUUCUCUUGUACAUAAAUUUCAGGUCCGUGCUACGGUUAUAGAAAAAUGUUUACACUUUUGAAUUAUUUCUAUUGUGGAAAGUGACAAGAAUUUAUUAGAUAUGUAAUUAAUACCGUAACUACAUAACAGGUAUAGCAUGAUAAAAGAUCAAUUGAUCUUGGAAGUCCUUAGGAAUACGUGCACGUCACUGUUAAACAAUAGAGAGCUUAAGAUCCACGACGCGACCGGCUCAACGACGCGAUCUGAAUUUCAGCUCAAGAAUGAGCGCUAAGCAAUUUCAUUACUUUAAAUUACAAACCACUAAGUUCGACUAAAGCUCUUGGGUCGCAUGCAAUAAGCUUUCACGUUGCUUGAAGAUGUCAUAAUGCUUAGUUUAACGUUGUGUUGAGAAUGACAACGCGGUUGAGGAUACCCCUGGAACCAGAAAGUAUUCACAGUUUUUGUCUAGCAUGACAAAUUUCUUUCUUUCGCAAGCGCGUCUUAUUAUAAACUCUCUAAUGAAUAUUUGACCCACAUGUAUCCCACUUUCCAUUGCGUGCACCUCAUGUGGAUUAAAAAUUGGAAAAUUGCGUGAUGCAAGUACUUCCAGGGUUGCCUCGUCCCCAGUCGCUUUAUUAAAUUCGCGGGGAGGGGGAUAAAGGGAGACAUUGGAGGAUAUUCGUCUUCCAAGCAUGCACCACAACAGAUUUGUACAGCCACUGAUCUAUAUAUUAAACUGAUAUGUCUAUAUAUACACUGAUCUAGAUUUGUUCAGCCACUGAUCUAUAUAUUAAACUGAUAUGUUUAUAUACACUGAUCUAUAAAUAGUAAGGGCCUGCGGAGGAGGCAGCUUCCAGGGUCGAUUGAGUGCUACUACGUUGAAACAUAUUGUCCUUACGUUGUCUUGUUGUCGUUAUUAUUUUCAUAUGGAUAUUUUGUUUUUGUUCUAGUCUGACCGAAUGGCUAAGUGUGACACUUGUAUUGCCAAGAAAUACUGUAAUGCUAGUGGUCUUAUCAAUCCUCCUCUAUGUCCAACUGGCUAUUAUUGUCCCACGAAUAGUACAUUACCCACCCCAUGUCCUGCGGUAGGUAUUUUCAGACGAUUAGAAGUAUUUUAAUUCCAGCGAAUAAAGUACAAGUAUUUUGCACAUUGUUGUGUUUGGUUUUGACGAUUUGGGUAAUAAAUUCCAAAAUCUGCAACGUGAGGUCUAAGUAGAUUCCAGUAGAUUCCAAAAUAUUAUAGUUUUUAAGUCACAUUGAUCACAAUUACAAAGAUCAGAGAGUUUUUGCAGAAGUAGAAUGAAAUCAUUUUCUAUCCCUAUGUAUGUCUUCAAACUGCCAUUUGGCAUGUUCAAUCGAAUAAAAUUUCCUUUAUAUUUCCCCUGCACCUUCUGCUUUUUCACCACGUUUAGGGUACAUACAAUCCUAAUUCAGCCGAAGACUCAGAAAAAGCAUGUCAAUUGUGUGACGCAGGUAAAUAUUGUCGGCGAGAGGGACUGGCAGCCGAUGAAGGUGAUUGUUAUGCUGGAUAUUACUGUGUACGAGGAUCACCACAUCCAAAUCCUGUGAGUAUGCUGUCCAGUAUAAUAUGAAGUUGAGGAUUUAAAAUUAUACUAAAUGCAUACAUGCAUGUACUGUAGCUAUGUAUUGAAUGUUGGUGUUUAAAUUUUUAGUUUGCCUACAAUUAGCAUCCAACAUUUGACUAUAGACAUUACUUAAAGCUGCACCGUAGUUGCACAAAGUAGAACCUAUUACCAUGUGCAAUACUUGCCUACUUGGCCAUUACGAAUUUCACCUGCAUCUUGUAUUGCGAAAAAUUACAACUUUGCGAGGAUAGCGUAGCAUCGUCCUGAAGAUCCUAUUUUAUUUUCAGUGCGUUUUAUCGUACGAAUAUCACACUAACUGUAAGUCUUUUUACGUUAUUUAGGGAAAUCUAACAAACGGGCUCUGGAAUGGUAACUUUUCUUAUGGCGGGGUUUGUCCUGCUGGCUAUUACUGUCCCGCUGGUACCUCACGUGCAUAUAAUACACCUUGUGAAAAUGGAACAUACAAUGCUUAUCCUGGAGGUAAAAGUAUUACAGACUGUACACCAUGUGAUGGUGGUCGUGUCUGUAAUGGAAAAGGUCUUAGUGCUCCUAAUGGUGAAUGCCGUGCUGGAUGGUACUGUGAAAAAGGUGCUAAAUCAUCAACGCCAAACGAUGGUACUACAGGGGAUCUAUGUACUGUAGGUCACUACUGUCCAAAUGGUACAAGUAAACCCCAGCAAUGUAAACCAGGAACAUACAGGUUAGCUAUACUUUUCUUCAUUCUAACACAUCUCACAAGAAAAUUUGUUCUUUUCGUCAGUCAAUUUUUAGUGCGGUUAUGUGUCCUUGUGGACUAUUAUUGUUAGGGAGUGCAACUUACAUAAGUAACUCAACAAUAGAUGGGAAGAUAGGUAGAUGGAUAGAGCAAACAAUCCGGGGGGGGGAUUCAGAUAAUAUUCUGUGGAGCUUGGCUAGGUGCGAAGGAAUAAAGGACUUUCUAGAUAUAUCAUGCGUAAAACAGCGAGGUUCAAUAAAAAGACGCUUUUGUAUAUAGCAUCUCUAGUUAACAUUAAGAACUGCUAAUAGAUUGUACUUUUUGUGGAAAAGGGAAAGGUUUGUAAUUGUCAGACCAUCAUUAUGUGGUAUCCCAGGUCAUGGGCCGUUUGUGUUCAAGAUCAAUAUCAUCGCUAAUACACGGGCAGCGUAUCCAAUAGUACUACGCAUACACGUUCAGUAAGUAAACGAUAUCGUCACGGGACUAUAUGUAGUAUCUCAUUAAUUGUACUGUUUAACUUAUUUAGUGACAGCAGGGGUCUUGCGGUAUGUACGAUAUGUCCUGAAGGAAGAUAUUGCAAUGAUUCUGUCAAUCCUCAACCGUGUCCCAAAGGACAUUAUUGUCCAAAUGGUUCCCAUGAUCAUAACUGGAAGAAAUGUCCUCCUGGAACAUGGAACCCUUCCGUGAGUAAUAUAGAUCUUUAAUACAGUCAGGUGAAAUGGGAAACAAUGUAUAGAAUGUCUUACGAUUUGUACUGUUCGUGAGGAAAGAGGAAAAGCUUUUAACCAGGAACUUCUCAAAAGACCGCACGUGCAUAUGUGUAUUAAAUCUGCCCUUCAGUUUAGUCACUUUCUCUAAACCUACGUUCAACAACGUCUGAAAUGCAUGCUGCGAGUUCAUUUAAUGAAAAGCAACUUAUCCCCCAGUCAACAUGAUUAAAUUGAUCACUUUCAUAUUUUAAGACUGAAAUUGGCCGGGAAGACGAGUGUCAGCAAUGUUCACCUGGAAAAUAUUGUCGGAAUUAUGGAGUACUUGACUUCACAUCAGGAGAUGGAAGUGGGUCAUGUUAUCCUGGCUACUACUGUAAAAGCGGUGUCAACACUCCUACACCGAGUGCAAAUUUCACUGGUGAGUAAUAACAUAAUAAUGUGCAAGAAAAUAUUAUUACUGUCGACUGUCAUAGCGGAAUACAAUGCAGUUAAUGUCGAAACAUCAGCGUAAUAAACUACAAUAAUAUAUUAUUAUAUUAGCAGUCCAAUAUUCUGUAACAAUAGUACAGGGAAUCUGUAACCUCUAAUUAAUUCAAACACAAUAAAAAGGAAGGCUUAUCCUUUUCCACCGAGAAAACUGCUUUGAAACAAAUUGGGCCAAACUGAAAGUUGAGUUCUGAAUAAAAAUGUGGAAUUCGGUUUAUCGUUACGUAUAAUAUUGUCAAUGACAAAAACUGCGCCAAUUAAGAAGAGCUGCAUGGAGGGACUUGUGGCCUGUUUAGUGAAGCGUCCAAAUCAUAUUGCGAUAUGAUAGCGAUAAAACGCAUAGCAAAGGCAAUGCAACGAAGACUUUUGCGGAGGACGGUUCACCAAAGCUCGCACGUUUCCGCAUUCGUUUGCUAAUUUUUAUUUGUCCUUUAAAGCCUUGAUUAUCAGGAUCAAACGAGGUUAUCGCAAGUUUAAAUUUUGAGGCAUGAAAAUGCCAAAUGCCAAAAUAUGCGGUUUAAAAACUUCGAAAAAUAUACUGUUUACAGAAAAGGCUAAAGUAGAUGUAUUGAGCCAAAUUCCAAUUGGAUUUCAAAACAGAUCCAACACAACUAAUGAGUAAAAAUUGUGUAUACUCAUCACCAAGAAGUUAUAUCCUCACCAGCUCUGUACAUGCUAAAAGAAUAUAAAAAGUAUACAUAAAAAAAUUAACAUAACUGGAUAUAAUAAAUGUGUUAUUUCCCAUAGGUAUUGGAGGGUUAUGUCCUGAAGGAAUGUACUGUCCUGAGGGGACUGCAGAUCCUGAAGGUUGUCCUGCUGGAACGUUCUCUAAUGUGAAAGGAUUAAAGAAUUCAUCUGAAUGUCAGCUUUGUUCGUAUGGAAAGUAUUGCGCUGAAAAGAAUUUGACAUCUCCAUCAG
Paramuricea clavata is the source of this 49871-nucleotide messenger RNA. NCBI's taxonomy places the organism in Eukaryota, Metazoa, Cnidaria, Anthozoa, Malacalcyonacea, Plexauridae. The record is from the annotation of a GenBank genome assembly.